CCUGGAGUGCACACUAGGACUGGGACAGGUCCACACAAACGUGUGCGUGUAACUCGUCAACGAAGAGGAAGUGACAUCAUCCAGAAGUCUUCAGCAGCAGGGCUACGCAGAGCCACACAGAGCAGCUAAUGGGAGCAGGAAAGCUGGCCCGGUUGCUGCUGGGAUGGGCGGCCGUUUGCUGGGCCGCAGUCCACACGGCGUAUGGCCAGGCAGGAGCGGGAGAUGGAGGGUACCAAGCCAGCCGCUUCACGGGGAAGGUGGAUGAGAGGGAGGUGCAAAGGGUUCGCCGGAGAGGACAGGAGACACUAAGAGGGUAAGGAGUUUGUUUUCUGGAGUUCUGUUUGCUGAGUUUUGUUUAGGCCAGAACUGCAAAUGAUUUAUGUUGAUUGAUAAGGAAGAAACAAACAACAUUUGUGUGGUUGUCUAUCUUUGAGUUCAACCAUACUGCUCCACUGAAACAUGGUAAUAUGAUUAGGUUUAGAAUAUGGACAGUUGGACAAUUGGUUUAUGGCUAGCUUUCCCCAUUGAGCUGUCUUGGCAACUCUUUUUUCCACUGCUGUGCUUCCUGGGCUAAGGCCAACAUAUCCUUACUACAGCCAAAUAAUGCUGAAUACAUCAUUGUUCUCCCAAAGACAGCACAUGUUCGAAGCUAAAAGGUUGCUUGCAACAUUGAGAGAUCCUUGAGUAUUUACAGCAAAAUUGCAUUUUCAUCAGAGAGUCUAUUAAAGUUUGUCGAGUGAACGCAAUGACCCAAAUCUAGGCAAGUAGGCAUUCUGUUAGGCGUAUUAGCUGGAGAACACAUAGCUGAAGACUGCAGGGGAAAGUUUAUUAGCAAGAAUGUUUUGAGCUGAGGUAAUCACUCAAAGUGGGGGUAAAAGGGCAGUCAAUUGGAAAUUCACAAACUGGGGUGGAUUAUAGAAAACACAGAACACCCCCCUCCUCCCCCUUCUCCAUCAUCAUCGCCAUCCCUACCGUUUCCCCUCAAACCCCCCCCAAUCUCCCAAGGGACUGGGUGGGAUGUGUGUCAAUGGAGCAUGGCAAGCUUUUACUGUAUGUUUCCUCCUUUUGGAAAAACAAAGGAUGUUUUGUUGGGACGAUUCUCAAAUGUUUGUAUCAGUUAUUCCAAUCAGUCUCUCAUCUGUCCCUGCUUAUGGCUCCCCCGCGCCCCAACGCAGGGAAGGGGGUAUUCCGAUCGCUCUGGGGGCACGACAAGGGACAUUUGUUUCACUGCCACAGGUGACAAAACAACAGAACUCAUGGCAGAGAGAAAAGGAGGGAGAGAGAGAGUGAGAGAGAGAAAGAGAGAGAGAGAGAGAGAGAGAGAGAGAGAGCGAGAGAGAGAGCGAGAGAGAGCGAGAGAGCUAAGCCUGCAUGGAAUUAAAUAGUAUUAAAUUACAGUGCAGGACCUGGGUAGGGUAAAGCACACAUAGGACUGACUUGCUGUUUUCCUAAAUGUUCAGUAAUGAUUCACGCUGCACAGAACAAACAGACGUGUCUGCGUUGUCAGUCAGUGUGAUUAAUUUGGCAGCCAUUGGACCUCUCUGCCAGACAUAAAUGGAUCCCCUGUAUAUCGGAGAGCCAAACAAGUCUCAAUGGAACCAUUUUGUCUGUGAGCCAGCCAGGCACAAGGCCACUUCAGGCCUGACCUGUGUCACAGUCACUCUGUGGUUGACUUAGACACACGUAGUGGGCUGCUCUUGCCUGGCCAUCUUAUCCUCUGAUCUACUCAGUGAUAUAGAAUAAUAAUUUAGCAAAUGCAACAAUUGUACAAACUCGUGCUGUUCCUAUUAAACAAUUGCCUUAGUUUUCAUGGCGAGUAACAUACCCGGUGGACUUUUUCCAUAAUGUUGUUAAACUCGACUAUUUUUAUAGAAAAGUAUUUGCACCCAACAUAUAAAGAUUAUCCAAGUUGAUAGCUCCCCUCACAACAUAAUGACAUUGACAUGACAUUGGAAAGUCUUCCAUUGCACAUUCUGUACAGCAUCAGAUUUCCUCUGUGGAAGAGGGAUUAUGUUAAUGGUGGUCAUAACGCUUUGUUGUGUGAACAGUGUUUAUCUGCUGCCUGAAUGCUCCACAUGCCAGGGUUUCAGACUCUACUGUUGCCGGUCUGUUGCUGGACUGGCUGAUGUUGAGUCUGAUUUAUUGACUUCCUAGACAGAGUGCAAUUUGGCUUCUACACAUGGGUGGAAUCUGAUUAGACCAUUGGCCUGUGUUCUGGGACCUCCUCAAUUACCUUGAUACUAUAAUGUACAACCUGGGAGGCUCUGUAAAAGUGGUGGGCUCUGGGUUGAGAGGGAUGGGAGAGAGGGAGAGAGAGAGGGAGAGAGAGUUUGUGCCUCAUAACCAGCCAUGCCAGACAGAACGAAACAGCCUUUCAGGCAGGCUAAUAAGGUCUCCUGCAUGUGAAGAGGGAGGGAAGCAGUCCAUACUGGGGCUUCUAGGCAGCCAACACUCAGCUCAGGGGAAAUGCUUUAGAAGUGCAUUCAGGUUCCUUCCAAGGUAAUGUCAAUUCCACUCCAUUCGCCUGGAUGGGGUCCUUGCUCUCCCCAGAGGCUGUCUGGCACAUGCCUGACCCUUAAGAAAAUAAUUCCCAUAUUCUCGAAUGUCCCGGUCGUUCUCUCCAAUAAAGCUAUAGAUACAUCAGCUGGUAUUUGGAAGAGGGGAAGAGGAGGGAAGGUCAAGCUCGCAAAGUCUGAGAGGAACAUUUGGGAUGUAUGAAGGACGACCUGUUUUCUUGUGUUUUAUAUGCAUUAGAGUUCCUUUCAUUUUUUUAUGUGUCUGCAUUUUAUGCAUACAUUCAGGCUAGACCUAAAAGACAGAACCUCUCUUUCCGGGGGUUCAUGUGGCAUGUGGUUGAGCUAAUGUGGUUUAGAUUUUCUGUCACCCUCACAAAAAGAGGCACAACAAGAAAUCUAUCUGCUCCAUCUGCCCUAGGAGACAAUGUAUGUAUGGACACUUUGUUAAUGGAGUUGAUGGGAUGGAUUCAUGUUUCACAAAAACUCUGCCUAUCGUUAUAGUUUAUCACAAACAUUGUAAGUUUGGCCAUAAUUCACAUGGGCCUCAUAAUAAAACUAAGAAAAAACUUGGACAAGACACUUGAUGGUUAUUCUUAAGGAGAACAAUUAUGCCCAUUUGGACUUUGUUUGGCCCAUGUAGACCCCCCUCCCUCGUCCUGCUCCCUCUAAACCCACUAACCCAGAGAGUGAGAGGUAUGUAUCUCAGCCCCCAUCUAGACCAGUACAGUAUGAGCUCAGGGUUCAAAUUAGUCUAGGGAGAUAAUCAGGCCAACUUUAGCUAAGAAAAAAACUUUCUCAGGAGUUUUUAGAAUGAACACUAAAGCAGGACAACAAAAAAACUUCCCAGAGUUAUGAAGAUAAAGAUGAACUCAGCGUAUCCUAUCAGCUCCAGAUCUGACAAAGCAGCAGGUCCCAAUAUCUUAGGGCAGAAAAGGGUAACAAUCUACCGACUGGGGGUCAAAUGCCAGUGAGCUGACCUCUGACCUUUAGAAGGGUUUGUAGCCCCCAUCCCCCUUUUUCCAGUUGGAUUACCUCCUCCAACUGACCUACAGUUGUCCUGGCUGGGAGCUGUUUGUCUGAAAGCCAGUCUGUGGUCUUUACAGCCUCCCAUCCGCCCAGCUAAUUUCCCACUAGUCCCAGCGUGGCCCCUUCUGUGCCUCUGAACUGUCUGGCUCUGACCUUCUGUCCCCCUGGAAUCCUCCAUAUGAAGAGCCCCUGGCACUCUGUCUCAUAACUGUUGAGUUUGCACUUUCCAGCCAGGAGCCUGUGGCCCCCAGAAGGCAUCCAGAAGGCCUCUAGCCUAUAUGUUGGUCUGUAAGAUCAAAGGACGGAGAAAAAGUAAGAAGAUCUGGUCCGUUUGAGGUCCUGUCGUGUCUUUCACCAUCUUACACUAUUAAACAAGAGGGAAAAUCCUAGAGAAUAUAGACGCAAUUAAGUGUUUUUUCUGAAAGCCUUUGAGCUCUAAACCUUUGAAAAACACCAGGUUAAAAGUAUUUUCCUUACAGUGGGACUCUGAAAGUAUGUCACUAGGCUUAUACAAAGUCCCAUUUGACCUCAUUGACAGCAACACUUCCAGUUCCAUACCAUAGCUGCUGUAUCUAAAAUCUAGAACAAUCUCUCAAACUACACCAAGGGGGGUUUAGGUCCCAAUAGAAUGGCCUUUUUUGUUUUGGGGUUUUAAUAUUUCUCCUGGCUACUGUGCUGUGUGCAUUCAUCUUUGUUUUAUUACUAUUAAUGAGUGACAAUGAGAGUGCCAUGGGCCAGAAGGCUACAUCAAAGACUUCAGCCAGUGAUAGAAGAGCUAAUCCUCUUUAAAUUGAGUGCUGAAAACAGCAUGACAUUUCAAUAUUGAGGCAAAUCCCCGGGGCUGAACUUGUAUGUGCUCCCCUCCUGUAAGGAGGCUGGGGUUAGCCUGAAGGAGAGAGCAGGAACAACAAACCCAGCCAAACCGAUAUGUGUGGGAUUACUGGGUUGACCCUGGUUUGGCUGGGGUUUGUUGUCAAUUGGCAUAUCCAGGUUUCAAUGAGUGGAAGAACUGCUAACCUGUGUAGAGAGGUGAUUGGCUGUAGCAUGCAAGCAGUUUUGCGUCAUUAAUUGUUGGAAUGUUGUGCUUUCGCGCUGUUCGUGUAUGUUAAAACAGCAUUUUUCAAGCCCCCUCAAGAUUUGUGUAGGCCUAUGACCCAAAAUUGCAGCCACUCAGGGGUUCGCCUCUGGUUGCUUGUUUUGCCCCUUUCUCUGUUUCCAUAUCUGCUGCUCUGUUUUCCGCUCCCUCCUCCUCCUCCUCCUCCUCCUUCAUCUCCUUAACAUAAACCUGUUUUCAUUUACCUCCUACUGAUCCCUCGUCUCCUUCCCAAAAUUCUGUAUUUUCUCUCCUCGUAACCUUCAUUUCAUUACAUCUCUCCUUUCCCUCUUCAAUCCCUCUGUCUCUUUCUAUCUCUCGCUAUCUCCUCACACUCUCUUUCUUCCUUACCCUUUCCCUCUCUUUCUCUCUCUCUCUCCCUCCCUCUCUCUCUCUCUUUCUCCCACCCUCCCUCAUUUUCUGUGUUUGUGCCAUCUGGUAAUGCUGUUGGAGGUGUGCUCUUCUCUGCUCUCCUUUCAGUUGCUCUAAAGAUCCAAACUACAGCUGCUCUAGUCUGUUCCCAGGUGACUGACAGACACCAGUGAAUGUCUUUAAAGGAAGAGGAGGCGGACAAUAAUCUUGUGUUGCAUGAAGGAAAAGUAGAUGUUCCCUUAGUUAUGGAUGCAUCUAAUCCAUCUAGAACAGCCCUAAUCCACUGUUUGCUGAGAUUCCAUUUAAUAUAGCUCUUCUGUGAAUUCCACCCCCUGGUUAUUAUAUUGUCCUACAGAGUUGAUGAAUUCCGAAGUAAAAUGCAUUACAAAGAGCUUGCUUCACCACCAAUACAGUAGAUCGUAUAUACUACAGUGUUGCCCUUUCAUUAGACUCUCUGACUGAGUCUGAGUCACUACCUCUGUAAGGUAGUUAGAGUACUUGAGACCAGGUCUGUUAUGUGUGGAUGUGAUUGGAAUGUUCCCUCAGGGGGAUGUUGUAGCUAAUCUGGAAGACCAGUCAACCAUUCUCUGAGCUGUUUGAUGACUCUUACAUGUGUCAGUGAUCAGGGCAGCCUCCUGUCCAAUCUUUUUAAUUUUUUUAUUUGUGAUCAGGGCAGCCUCCUGUCCAAUCUUUUUAAUUUUUUUAUUUUGCCUCCCGAUCAAUCAGCAGGCACAACCUGGACUCCAGGAGGCGUGUUACCGGGCAGGAUGUUAGCCAGAAGAGCAGAGACCAGGGAGGCUUAGAGAAAGGGGUUGAUAGAUAUCUCCUGUUUCUUGGGAACUGUACAUAGAGUAUGACUAAAAACAAACUGGUAUUUCCGUGUAAGCCAUACAAGAAAUGCCUACCGUCAACAUUGGAGCUGUUUAGAGUGAAAGCAAAGGUCGCCAGGGUCUGUGAUUUGCUUAAAUAUAUUGGGGCUCUGUUGAGUACUGAGUUUGUUUUCCCUGUCUUGCAGGCCCAAUGUGUGUGGCUCUCGCUUCCACUCCUACUGUUGCCCUGGCUGGAAGACUCUGCCUGGAGGGAACCAGUGUAUUGUCCGUAAGUACCGAGACACUACGGUCACAAUACAAAUAAACUGAAAGUCAGGUUGCCUCUGCAUUGGUAGUCUAUAAAACCCCUGUAUGAAUCACAUUUGAUUUAUAUAGAGCUUUCCACAAAUGAACUUAUCAGAAAGUGCUUAACAGAAAUCUACGUACAAAGAGUAGGCCAAGAGGAGUUCUCAGGCCAUCCUCUUUUGGCUGGCUGGGCCGAAGUUCAUCUAGACAUACUGUAUAUUUGACUUCUCUUCUAUCUCUCUCCUCCCAGCGAUCUGCCGUAACUCGUGCGGUGAUGGCUUCUGCUCCAGACCCAACAUGUGCACCUGCGGCAGCGGCCAGCUCUCCCCCAGCUGUGGGGCCGGAGCCGGAGCCGGGGCCGGAGGUGAGUCCUAAUAUCCAACACCCUACAUCCCCCAACCCCACUCCCAGCAACCACCCAAUACAACCCAACACCACCCAAUACAACCUAACACACACAAUAGACCACCACAGCUAUAGAUAGUGUAAAGUUCCGCAAUCCAUGUUGGCACCACUAAAUGUUCCAUGACAAUAUCCCACUGGGCACAGACGUCAAUUCAACGUAAUUUCAUUGAAAUUAUGUGGAAACAACGUUGAGUCAACCAGUGUGUGCCCAGUGGGAUCGUUCCAAUUUGCCAUUUGCUAAAUUUCAAACUGAGUUUGCCUAGCUAGCUCUGUGUAUCCAUGGUUUUGACUGUCUGCCCAGCAGCACCCACAUGGCCAGGCCUCCCUGCCCCCACAGAGGGCUAUAACAUGUCAGGGUAAUGCUGCUUCAGAGACAGCCUGGCCUGGUUGACAGCCUCCAGCUGCUCCAGACUCAGCCUCCAGGUCAAAGGGUUUGGGAGGAUUAACGCACACGGCUGGGGCUCCUAGCCUAGCCCACUGAGGAACAGUUUUACAGCACUUACUGAGUGUGUGUAGCAUGCUCACCUGCUUGGCUGGGCGGGAGCAGUCUCAUCAGUCACGCCUAGCCCCUUCAGGCCCCCGUACACACACAGUGAGCUCUGAGCCCCGAGUGUGGGCCGGCCCAUCUGGCCCUGAGGUGUGAAACAGGAUCUACUCCACAGUCCACACACAUUGGUCGGACACCCCAGAGAGGCCAGACGCCAGCUUUAUGUGCUGGGAAAACAGUUCCCGAAACCGGGGUAUGAGCGGCUAACGUCCCCCCAUAGGCUGAAUGUUGGAGACAGGCCUCCAGCAGAGCCAAAGCCAAGUGAUGGGAAACGGUUGAAAACAGUAUGAAGUAAUUUCCCUCAGCGAGAGAGAGAGGAGCUGGACGCAGGAGCUUCCCAUAGAGCUGUAGCGAACUAAUUGUCACACUCACCACUUCUGCUCUCAUACAGGGGAUUUUUACAGACCUGCCUUACAGUAUUGGGAUUUUCCAGGUCUGGAGUUUGUUUUGUCCUGUUUUUUCUCUUCCAAACGAAUCAUUUUAUUGGUCCGUUUCAUAUUUUUGGCAAACGGGCCAGAAAUGUUGUAGUUCAACACUGUGACUUGUGUGUAUCAUUAAAAAGCAUUCUCUCUUUCUGGCCUUCUGGAAGAUUUAAUGGGAUCAAGGGUUACACAGGUUAACGACUGUUGAGAUUAAACAUGGCAUAAAUACACUCACCUGCCAGCUCUGGGAAGUACCUUACUGUCAUAGUUUUUUUUAUUAAAAUGGUCAAAAAUAAACAAAAAUGGUCUGAGUGGGGGGCCUAAUGGGAGGGAUUUGUAACCAGAAAACUAGCUGUUAUUGACAUAGAGGAGGGCAAACUCUUUGUUAGUGGUCUAUGAACUUAUACCGCCAGGCGGUCCAAAACCGCACCAAUGCAAAACAAGCAGAAAUUUCAGGCAAACUUUUCAAACAGCUCUUACACUGAAAGGGCAUUAUCAUCAUUUUCACAAUUUCAUAGUAUUAUUCCAACCUCAUAGUGUGGAAAUAUAUAUAAAACACAGGAAAAUCACAUUUUUGAAUGCAUUGCCCCUUUAAGUGAGAUGCAAUACUGCUUUGGGUGACUCUACAGACUAAUGCACUGCAGUUGACAAGCUUAAAGCUAAAUGGAGACCUGUUUUUAAAUACUGUAAAUUUCCCUUCCCUUAAUUACACCCGGUCUCUGGCAAUGUAGUCAUUGGUCAGGUUAUUGAUAGCACUUUUAUGUCUCAGAGGCCACAUCGGGAAUGUAGAGGUCGGAACAACUUGGAAGAAAUCAGCAACAUGUUUUCGGUCAAGCUAUUUAUAUGUAUCUUAAUCCACGUACUAUAGUUAUAAGGCUGUGUGUACAUUUCCAGGCAUUUUUUUUUAUCCUUUAUUUAUAAAGGUAAUCCCAUUACAUUUACAUUUACGUCAUUUAGCAGACACUCUUAUCCAGAGCGACUUACAAAUUGGUGCAUUCACCUUAUAGCCAGUGGGAUAACCACUUUACAAUUUUUUGUGGGGUGGGGUAAGGGGGGGUAGAAGGAUUACUUUAUCCUAUCCCAGGUAUUCCUUAAAGAGGUGGGGUUUCAAGUGUCUCCGGAAGGUGGUGAGUGACUCCGCUGUCCUGGCGUCGUGAGGGAGCUUGUUCCACCAUUGGGGUGCCAGAGCAGCGAACAGUUUUGACUGGGCUGAGCGGGAACUGUGCUUCCGCAGAGGUAGGGGGGCCAGCAGGCCAGAGGUGGAUGAACGCAAUGCCCUCGUUUGGGUGUAGGGACUGAUCAGAGCCUGAAGGUACGGAGGUGCCGUUCCCCUCACAGCUCCGUAGGCAAGCACCAUGGUCUUGUAGCAGAUGCGAGCUUCAACUGGAAGCUGACCAUUGAGAUGACCCAUCUCGUAUUCAAGGGAGACCUGUCAUAAGGGCGACCUGUUGCUUAUCGUUAACUUUGUUACAACAUGGUUCCUGACAAAUAAAUGAAUAUAGGCAAUAUAAAGGACUAUUGACCAAUAGAUCCUGGGCACAGCGAAGCAGCUGUGCCCAGGAUCAGUCCAGUCAUCUCAGACCUCUUCCCAUAACUAUAAUUACCCUCUAAUGACCAUGAACGCUACAUCAGAGUCCCUCAGAAACAGCUGUCAACUAACGGGUGUGACGAGUACUGAGGAUACGAAGAGGCAGGACGCAGACGCAAGAAUUAACAAGGUCAAGGUUUACUUAACAAUGAUCAAGCGAAAUCACAACGCUAGCGUAACCGACACGACGCUUAACAAUCACACACAACAUCAUCCAGAACAGUCCAGGGCUAAAUAGGGGUGGUGAUGAGAUGAUGAGGUGCAGGUGCGCUGGAGGUGAUUAGGGUGCGUUGGGUUUCCAUUCCGGUGUUGCCGAGGUGGUGCGCUCAGACCGGUGGCUCAGUAGACCGGCGAAUCAGAGCGCCGGAGGGGAGCAACGGGUGGAGACGUGACAACGGGGUCCAUACAGGCUCAGCACAACUCUGGGAAAGUGGUAUCAUAUACCUGUAGAUCUAUGACACAGACAGAAGAGCCCCAGAAAAAAAGCUUUGACUUCCCUUCUUAAAUCUUUGACUUCCAUUCUUAGAAAUCGUAAUCACUGCCAUAGUUAAUUUAUUCUGGAUUCCUAGACACAGAUUAAGUUCUGGCAUAAAUGUUAUUUCAAUGGAGAUUCUCUAUUGAGCAUGCUUUUUAUUCCAGGACUAGGCUUAAUCUGUAUCUGGAAAACCAGCCCUAUUUGAUUAACUUUACUAAUCAGAUGAAAUUGUAUUUACUGAAGUCCUAAACUGAAAGAUGGAAAUGCGAUUCAGCCAAACUCACCAGACUACACUAUUACAUCAACCAGAUUGAUUUGCAUGGCGAUGAAAAACGUGAUGCUGUGAAUCGUUUCAGACACGGUUCGUCAAAGUCUCUCCACGAGCCCGUGUAUUUCACAACAUGACAUUUCCAUAGUGAACUUGACGUUGACAUGUCACUGGUCCCAGGAGCUGUGUAUAAGCCAGUACAGAACAGAACACAGCCAUAAAGUGCCUCAGUGUUCCAGCCCCACCACCACUAGUUUCCUAUGCUCUCCCAACCUCCCGUAAAGAAAACACACAGAUGUGGAGGAUGCAGGCCGACCCACAGGGCAGCCACACAGAGGUGCAUUGUGGUUCAUGGUCUGUGGGACCCCAACCUCCUGCACGUGUGGCGCUCUAGGCACGGGUCACAGGAAUGGACCAUCUCUCCCCUCUUUAACGGGGGGGUGUCAGCGGGUCUAGCCAGUGAGAUCAUCCCCCCUUCCACCCCCUCCAUUUCCACCAACCCCCCGUUACAGAGAAAACACAUGCAUGAACCCCUUCAACCCUAAAUGUGCUGUAACAUAAAGUUUUGGUAAACUGAGUCUACAGCCAUGUCUGAUGUUCUUCCAAUCCCCGCCCCCCCCGCCCCUCCCUUUGUGACAUAUUUAGAAUAUUUUUUCUGGAACGGAUGAGAGACAUUUGAAAAAUUGACGAAUUCGCCUGAGCUGCACUCUGUUUAGAUAAAACAUUUGCAUGAUUACGUCAUGCUAAAAAUGUGUCCUCGCUAGUUGUUUUCCCCCUAGCAAUGCAUCGUGGUUCAGAGCUGCAAUCAGUCAAUAGAGUCAUUUUUCAUGUUUCAUUUCCCUGUUGGCCUGAGAGAUUAGCCUGAAUGCUGUGGGAGUUAAACGAUAUGGCCCACUGCCCUGGAGCUCUGAGUUGAGCUGAGGUUGAGUCUGGGGAGAAUAGAUCUUCCCCAUGCCGUGCAGACCCGUACACAAACCCAUAAACCUCUAGUCCAAAGGCAUUCACGCUAAUCCAUCACCAAGUGUCUGCACGAGACGCUAGCCAGGCCUGGAGUCAGACUGGGCGUUAGCUAGGUUUGCUGUGUACAGUCAGUCAGAAUGGUACUACUGGGUCAUUUACAGUAACUGGAAGUUCUAGAAUAACUGUAGAGGCGAAGAAGGGGUCCAGAAAAUCCAGUCAUGCUGUAUACCCUUACCACCUCAUGAAUCACAGCCUGUAAAGAAAGAGAAAGAGAGAUGAAUUACAGUAAUUAAAGAUGGCAGCAAGCUAGAGAAAGAGCGAGGGAGUGAGAAGGGUGUUCCAACUUCCAAUCAAUGGCUUGCAUGGGCAUCAUGUACCGUUCUACCCAGGCUGAGUAAAAACAUAGGCAUCUGCCAGAAUCAAUUACUGUAGAAGUAGUCUCAUGAAAUGUGCUGCGUUUUUAGGGAGACUGACUAAGCCCUCUCAUUAUACCACUCUGCUAUGGGCUGGUCUCUGCUGUAGGCUGGCUGGUUUCUGACAGAUCUGGUUGGAUAGAGCAGAGCAGUGGGGGGCCUGUUUUACAUCUCCUCACUUCCCCCCGAACAUACUGAGUGUCUCUGUCUGUCUGUCUGUCUGUCUAUCUGUCUCGGAAAGGCUCUGUCUGUCUGUCUCGGGCAGACUCUGUUCUGUCUGUCUGUCUGUCGAAAGCUUGCUGCUUUGAGUUCUAAGAAUGCUGCUCCUCCAGGAUUGAAGCUUUCAGAUCUCAGCACAUUCCUAUCUAUAGGACACAGCUGGCUCAACUUAUAGCCUCCACAGUCAGUUUGAUUAAACUGUAGCUGGAGUGGGGCCUGGGCCUUGUGUGGCAGUACAGUGCUCAACAAUAGACUAAUACAAUUAGGUCUACACAAAUACAGCCCAUACUUUUCUGUUGCAGUCGAGCGCUCUACAAAAAUGUAAUAGUAAAAAGUGAGUGUUGAUAUUGUUGAGUUAAACUGAAAUGCUGUCAGAGCCCAAAUACCAGUAUGUAAAAGACAGUCAGUACCCAAGUGUCACUUCCAGGCAUUGGACUAACUGUUAGUCUUGGCACAUGUCUGAUACUAGACCUAUCUGUACAACAUUGUUACACAAAUAUGGAGUUGAACUGUAAUGGUGUUCCAAGUUAAACCGAGCACCUGGGUAUUGAAGUUCCCUUUGGAGGUCAUUGCUUGUGUGUGUGACCAGCUGGUUGAGUUGAGGUUCUUGGCUAGCACAGGCAAGUUGUUCCAGCUGCAUCUGUUGACCCCUGUGUGUGUCCCACAGUGCAGAGCUGUAACGUCAGGUGUAUGAACGGAGGCAGCUGCCAAGAGGACUCCUGCUCCUGUCAGAAGGGCUACACCGGCAACCACUGUGGACAGCGUGAGUACCUCACUCGGCACACUUAGCACUCCCCCGGCUAUUGUGUGUGUAUGUAUGUGUGUUUCUGUCCACCUGUAUCAGAACCCUAACACACCUCUUCCCCUCUCCUCUCUGUAGCUGUGUGUGAGAAUGGUUGCCAAAACGGAGGGCGCUGUAUUGGGCCCAACAGAUGUGCCUGUGUCUACGGCUUCACUGGCCCGCAGUGCGAGAGAGGUAAGAGCCUUCCCAGUCUUCCCAUUUCACUCCUACUGUAAACAGAGGAAUGUUUCUUGAUAUUUAUUGUUCAAAACCAAAGUGUUUGAUGUGUAUAUAGGGAUGGGCAACUCCAGUGUAGAUCAGUGUUUCCCAACUCCGGUCCUCCGGUACCCCCACCAGCACACGUUUUUGUUGUAGCCCCGUCAAAAACACCUGAUUCAACUUGAAAAGGGCUUAUGAUUAGUUGACAAAUAGAAUCAGGUGUGCUUGUCAGGGGCAACAACAAAAAUAUGUACUGUUGGGGAUACUGGAGGACUGGAGUUGACAAACACUGCUGUAGGCCUAUAGCUGAAGCACAUCGUUUUUUUAACACUAAAGAAGCCGCCUUCUCUCAACCUCCAUUGGUUUUUCAAGAGUUGAUGAAAACCUCUUACAUUAUCACAACAGUGCCUGGGGCUCUGACAGAGACGCCACACAAUCAAGUGGUAUACAGUAUGAACUUCAUAUCUGGCAAUAAAAAAGCUCCUUUGGAAUGACAGAAAUAAGUUUAUUUGUGGAGUGCCAUGGACAUUUCCUGACAAGGAGUGGAGCGAGGGAAGGAGGGAGGGAUGGAGGCAGAGGCAGGGGGUAAAAGUAAAAAUGGACUCCCCAGCUGUGUACACAGAGCCAGGCGCGGCCAAACAAAAACAGUCUUGAGAGAAGGGAGACCACCGGACCCCAACAGCCCUCCAGCAAACCCCCCACUGCCCCAAAGUGUGUGUGUGUGUGUGUGCACAUGCACUUGUGUGUGUGGUGCUAACCCGCCCAGCCCUGCAAUUGGCUCAUCACUGUGUCCUGUAAAAAUAUGACCCUCGUCUGUCUCUCCGUCGGCCCCUGCCGAAGUCUGGGAGAGGCUGUAAAACUGUCCCUCUAUCACCUCCUCAAUCAUCCACAUCUACCUAAAGAGAGGAGAUGUGCUUUAAUUCUCACAUAAUCCCAGGGCUUCCUUAACUCAGUGAGAAUUUACAUGGUAUUAUUACCAGAGAUUUUACUACCCUGUCCUGUGAAGACAUCCGGCUAGAUAAAUCUUUGACUUUCCAAGGUUGCUGCUCCAAGGUUGCACUUAGUGGUUUUUGAAGUGGGGUGUCACGGUAAAACCAAGCCCAGAGGUGCUUUGACAGUACAUUACAGUUACAGUAGGUGUGGGUGCUUUCCUCUGUCUACCUAGAGUCACAGGGAAAGCUUCUGGUCUAAUAGGUUUCUCUGGCAGGGUGAGGAGCAAAGUUGGUGAAAAGAUGUGUGUGUGUGUGUGUGUGUGUGUGUGUGUCGCAGACAUGCUGGUUAAGCAUGAGUUACAGUGGAGACUGACAGCCACUCGGUCCCUCUCUAAUCAGCUGAGUUUCCCACCAUCCCAAGCCUCCUCCAGCCUGCAGCCGUCCAUUCUGCAGCCUGCAGCACCAAGCCCUCUCAUUACGAAGCAGCUGUAUGAAUGCGGCAAUGGGGAGUUGUUCUGCUCAUGUGUCCAGUGUGUCUCGGCCCAUUAACCAGGCUCAGGUCCAAUAGUGAACAGUAUUACUCUUAUGGGCCCACACAGUCAGCCCAAUCCAACCCAGCCCAGCCCAAACAAAACGAAAAAAUGGCGGGUGAGCUGGCCCAUGAUGACGUCAGGGCGAUGAUGAGGGGAUGGAAAGGGGGAAGUGUUGCUAUUUCUGUCCUCCUCAUGUAGUCUGACAAAGGCUCCUCCAGUGGAAGGGAAGGGUGGGUCCAAGGGAGAGAAGUGUGUAAUUCUUUAGCUCCAUCGAGACCUCAUAGAGUGGGACAUGCUGCCAGAAAGAGAGAUCCGUGACUCUGUAAUGAGUAGAGGACAGUAACUUUAUCUCAGCGUCAUGUGAUGCCUUUUAUGUCGUUUUAAUGACAUCGCCAUGUUAUGUUUUGUGUGUCAUUGGAAAUGUUAGAAAAACACGCUGGCUUUUUGCGUCUGCUUUUCAUAGUGGCACUACAUUUAGGUAUUUCUCCCAUAAACAAAAUGUAUUAAAUAAUUUGAGUGCCCUCAGAAAAGUAAAUACAUUUGUGAGUUGUCCUAAGAGGCACAGUGAAGGGUAGCCUUUGAUCUUGCCUGAUGGAAAAUCAGUUGAGGUCCUAGAAGCAAGAGUCCCCUCAAUGUACCAAUGGAGUCCAGAGAUUUCUUAUUAAUGUUAUGCAAUUUAGUACAGUAGUAGAUAAGGAAGCUUCUUUAGUAGUAGGUCUACUUUUAGCCUGGGUGCCUGACUGUUUCUGCAAUCAGUAAUGCCACAUGCAACAAACCAGACUGUGACAAGAUGACUACAGCAGAAAUACACUGGAAUCCAGGCUAAGUCAAUUUGUUCUGAAUUAGAGUAGAGACUGUUGUUAGAAUGGACUUGAGAGGGGAAUAAAAUGUAUCUGUACAAAGAAAACGAUUGAAAUUAGUGAGAACAGACCGUAAAACACACUUUUAAUGGGUGAGCAAGAACUGUGUUGUGUCUGCACUGUAGCCAUGUGUGUUCACUUGAGUUUCCACAGUCGUGUGUGUGUUCUGCAUAAUUAUCCACAGUGGUGGUUUCUGCCUCAAAGAAUGCUAUCUAUUAACUUAGCAGUCAGGCAACAAAGCUUUCUGGUGCCAAGAUUGUUAUCCUGCCUUUGAGUUUAUCUCCCUCCCUUUUCCCUGAGUCUUCCACAGUCUCCCACAGUCUCAAAGCAGGGGUUACAGGGGGAAGCAUUCUAGUGGAUCAUCACAUUUGGGCAAGUGUCCUGAGGAAGGGUUCAACCUCUUAGAGCCAUUAAGCUGAAGGGAAAGUAGAUUUAAGGGCUGUUAAUAAUGCUGUUGAUAACAGUAACAGAAACAGCACAGUUUGUGCCAAAAUGAGAAUAACACACACCUACUGUACACACAUUUGAGGAGUGUAGAUAGAUAAACACAUACACACACACAGAUGCACACAAACUUACGUGAACACACACGCACGCACACAGACACACAUGCAGUCAGAUGUAUGCACAAACACACACACACACACACAUGCACACACACACACAUGCACAUAAAGUUAAGAUGUGCACACACACACACAUGCUUGGGAUAAGUGGAAAAGCUCCCGUCUUGGCUGUGAGAUAAAGAGAUGGCGAGGUGUAGACACGGUCCGUUCUGUUUAGGCGAGUUGUAAAUCUCUCAGCUGUAUGGGUCUAAGGGCCUCCAGGUCAGGAAACUGUGAAGCAGCCACAGGAAGACCCGUGAGUUGCUUAUGUUUCCUCCUUCACUCGCUGAGGAGUCUGACCUCUCUCCAGACCAACAUUAAUGACUGCCUUCCCAUGUAAUCACAUGUUUCAUUGAGUAUAAUAAUAUCUUAUCUCAACCCUCCUCCAUUUGUCUCCAUACAUCAUGUACGGAUCGCUUUGGAAUUGGCAGAUUUUCUCUCGCUUUCCCUUGGUUUCCACCGACCGUUGACAUAAGAAGGCUUGUCGGCAUUCCCUCCCUCAUCCCUGUGAUCGUGCAGCUUGACGUCGGGAGCGUUUCCCAACCGACUUGGCCGGCAUUCCUGACUGGAUUAACAUCCCUUUUCUCAGCUCCCAGAUUAUCCCAUUCCCAUCUCCUCUCAUCAAAUGCUUUCUCUCAGGCAGGAAAAGGGGAAUAGGGAAAGAUCACAUUUAACCCAGUUACAGAUGUUGGUCUGAUUGGCUGGACAGAUCUUAUAUAGGUGAGAGUCAAUAAUAUAACCUCAUUAACCCAACUCUGGGAUGAGUUACACUUGGCCAGCACAUCUUGGCAGAUGUUUAAUACUUUGGCCUUGCUUCUAAUGUAACAGAUAUGCAAUACAUUCCUAUGAGGAGGCUGUCUUAAUUUAUUAGGUGGCCUUUGAUGAGUUUUCACAAUUAAAAGGCCAAGAAUUUGAUUUAUAGUGGUCUGUGCUUCGUCGGGAGCAUGUGGAGGAAACUGAAAAUACCUGGAAAGGAGACAGAUGGUGGUGAAAGACAGGAUACAGGAGAUGAGGGAGGGGUCCGGCGAAUAGUUUCGAUCUAUAGAGCAAUUUUAACUGUAAUUAAAUCAAAUUGCUUCCGAAUGUUGUGAACUUCGGCCCAGCCAGUACCUCAGUUCCUUAUACCCCAUUCCCAUUUCUAACUCUUCUGGCCCUGGAAUGUGCAUGUUUCCUGCUCAUGGUCAACCCACUCACUGCUUGGCCUGUCUGUCUGGUUCUGAGUCAGUUGGGUCUUGUGGCGUUGAGACAUAGACACCCUGGCAAGGCGAUUGUUAUUCAGUCCAUUAAAAGAGCGAGCGCUCAGAUCACUCCAGUCUUUUGUUUGGCCUAGCUUGGCGGCCGACCUACGGUGUGUUUUCCUUCAGGCGUAUGCACACAUAGACAGGGCUCUGCUGAACUUGGCUAGAGCCUCAAGCAGUCGUCUAGUGCUGCUUCUGAAGGUUUGGCCAUGGGAGUGCCCAGACGCCUCCUCACUUUGAGGGUCUCACUGCUGAUCAAAGGAAUUGCAGCUCUCUCUCUCUCUUUUUCUUUCUCUUUCUUUCUUUAAAUGGCUCCCUUCCAUGUCAUCUCAUACCUUUUGCAUGAACAACUUCCCUAUAGCUCUCCAUAAAGGUCAUGUUUAUGCUCCUCGCUCACUUCCACGACUUAGUUUUACUGAAAUUGUUCCAAUGUAUGAUUAAAUCAAAACCAGAUCAAAGCAUGAUGGACAUAAAGGAUUGGACCAUAUGAGUCCAACAUUAGUGUGAGUAUUAUGAUUUACAUGAGUUUUGAAUGCAGAGUUGACUGGUAGAAGAGCAGAAGAGAUGGAGGGCUUAGUUUGUUAGAUAGUGGGGGGUUGUAGAUGUGGCCCAGAGUGGUUCAGAGUUCAGAGUUCCGGAUGGACACAUCUGGACCAGAGGUUGUUCCUUCCUGGUCCCAACCAGGCCAGAUUAAUCAAGCCCAGAGGUUGUUCCUCCCUGGUCGCGACCAGGCCAGAUUAAUCAAGCCCAGAUGUGCGUGGCUGUUAUCGCCACAGUGGGUCUGUGCCGCUCGGAUGGGGACUCGCAUUCCCGGCCUCAAAUUGUCCAGGCGAGAUUCUCAGGUCAUGGGUGUGAGUGAGAGAGGACAGGAGAGGGGACAGUAAGAGGCUGCUGAGAUCUGUCUCAAUCCCUCUCUCUCUCUCUCUCUCUCUCUCUCUCUCUCUCUCUCUCUCUCUUUCUCUCUCUCUCUUACUCUCUCUGCUGGGUUUGACCUACUUUAACUCUGUCUCUCUCGCAUUCACUCGUUCUCCGUCUGGGCUGGCUGUGAUCUACCUUUCAUUUAGCUGCACCAGGAAGUAAUAAGAGCAGCGCUACUACAACAAAGCUGCCCUAUCUCUCGGUACAUCUCCUUUAGAACUGAAGAGGGUCAACUAAAACCACUUCUCCAGGGUUUAUGUUACAUUCCUCUUGACAGCUCAGACCAUGUAUUUUAUUUUAAUUCCGACCCAUCUAUAGUACCUCUAAUGAAUGCUGUAUUAAUUUUGGCACCACUACUGGAGUUAAUAAGGCCUUUCCAUUAUUAGGCCUGUUUGAGUUUUAUUAUGUGCGAUUGAAUGGGCAUCAUAUUGCUCAAAUGGUUUCAGCAUGAGGUCAUUGUGUUUGACUCGUGAAGUGCGGUUAACAAGAUUAUGUCGCCUGGUUGUUCCUGGUGAGCAGCGCAGCAAGGUGGCCAUUGAAGUCCGAGGACAUUGUGUUCUUCUCAUUACUUUGUUUCCACACAAAGUGACACACUGUAUCUUUAUUUAUAUAUAUAUAUUUUUUAGGGGGUAGAUCAGCUUUAAUAUUGCAGAUAGAUUGUGGCUUCUAUCAAUGUAAUUGUCUGCAUCAUUUCCAAUCCCCCAUAUACAGUGAGGGAAAAAAGUAUUUGAUCCCCUGCUGAUUUUGUAAGUUUGCCCACUGACAAAGAAAUGAUCAGUCUAUAAUUUUAAUGGUAGGUUUAUUUGAACAGUGAGAGACAGAAUAACAACAAAAACAUCCAGAAAAACACAUGUCAAAAAUGUUAUAAAUUGAUUUGCAUUUGAAUGAGGGAAAUAAGUAUUUGACCCCCUCUCAAUCAGAAAGAUGUCUGGCUCCCAGGUGUCUUUUAUACAGGUAACGAGCUGAGAUUAGGAGCACACUCUUAAAGGAAGAUCAAAUACUUUUUUCCCUCACUGUAUAUAUAUAUAUAUAUAUAUAUAUAGAUUUAUUUAUUUUUUAAAUAUAUAUAUAUUUUUUUUAAAUAUAUAAAUAUAUAUUAAUUAUUUUAAAUAUAUAUUUUUAAAUAUAUUUUCCAUCUUUAUUAUUUUCCCCUAGCCCUACCACCCCUCCCCUAAUUGUAGUAUAAUAAUGAUAAUAUAAUAUGCCAUUUAGCAGACGCUUUUAUCCAAAGCGACUUACAGUCGUGCGUGCAUACAUUUUUGUGUAUGGGUGGUCCCGGGGAUCGAACCCACUACCUUGGCGUUACAAGCGCCGUGCUCUACCAGCUGAGCUACAGUAAACUGAUGGACAACAAUACUUAAGCUUCCACUUCCAGCUUAUACACACUGUGUCUUUGUUAGUACGCUCAAAGCGGUUUCAACCCUCUUCGGUACAGUGAUGAUAGCCUCACCAUGGUCCAGCAGACUUUCAGACCAGCUUCAGACCUGGGUCUGGACCAAUGACUGUAUAUAUGAAUGGACAAAGCCAUUGAUCACGUGACACCAUUCAUUCCUAUGUGAAGACUCAAUAGUGCAUUGAAGCCAAAUGGAGUCGAUUAAGAUGGCGUCUCAUGGAGAGCGUUGUGCCAGUAACCGAAAGGUCGCUGGUUCUAAUCCCCGAGCCGACUAGGUGAAAAAAAUCUGUCGAUGUGCCCUUGAGCAAGGCACUUAACCCUAAUUGCUCCUGUAAGUCGCUCUGGAUAAGAGCGUCUGCUAAAUGACCAAAAAAUAAAUAAAAAAUAAUGGAGAUGUAACAUGCUCAGUUUGAGCUAAUCCAGGAAGUGACGUUGCAGGCUAGCUCAGUGCUGCACCCUUCUCAUUGAGUAACUCAAAUUGAAGGCCGACCAGGGUACUGCAGGCUGCCAUUAGCAACUAAAUUAUCCUUUUAACUUCUUCUGUGUGCGAUUUAAAAAUAAGUGGUGUAUACAGGACAUACAUCUGGUGUAUUAGAAGCAAUUACUGGUACCAUGAUUGUCUUUGAAAAUGUUUUUAUUUACACAAAGAUUGACCUUGAACAUUUUUCCAUUCACUAUAAUGAUGGUAUUGUGUUUUCUGCUAACAAUGCCUGCAGUACCGCGGUCGGCCUUGAACUGCCAUGGCUUCAAUGAGAGGGGGCAGUUGUUCUCCCCUGGUCUGGACCAAGAAUGUUUGUCAUGGGAAGAUUGUUAUUGAUGGGAACCAGUACUAAAUGGGUUCCCCCAUUAUAUAGUUAUCCCAUUACACCAGUGAAUAGGGGAACCCACUGUUCAGCAUAUUUCUAGACCAAAGUCUCUAACCAGGAAUGUGCAGCAGCAUUUAGUCUGGGGAGGUAAAUUCAUUCACACACAGUGACGCAGACAGAUUGCAACAUUUAAAGCCUAUUAAAUGGUGUUCUUCUGGGGUAUAUUUAUAUUUAUUUCAAUAACACUUCAAAUUCAAUGAAGUGUAGCUAGCAGAAGUGUGAAAUAGACUUGGCUUUAGAUGUGUUUUCCCUCACUACCUUUCAGUUAUACAGAACAUUCAGAGGGGGAUUUUAAAGAGGUCGGAUGAGAAAAUGGCUGCCAAAAUGGCUGAUUCUUGUUCUCUCUCCUUCUCUCGCUCCAGACUACCGGACCGGGCCCUGCUUCACGCAGGUCAACAACCAGAUGUGCCAGGGCCAGUUGAGUGGCAUCGUGUGCACCAAGACAUUGUGCUGUGCCACCAUCGGACGGGCAUGGGGACACCCCUGUGAGAUGUGCCCCGCCCAGCCUCACCCCUGUCGCCGAGGCUUCAUCCCAAACAUCCGCAGCGGCGCGUGCCAGGGUAAGACACACACAUGCAUGCAUUUUUACACCCACAUAUAAACACACUCUACAAGUGAGUCACACACAAACACACACCAUCCUCAUCACGAACACUGUAACCAUUACUUAAUCUGUCACCAUCAGCAACAUCUUCAAUAACAUCAUGUUUAGUGUAAACGUCAAUGUAACAGUCACCUUCCUUAUCCUAUCCUAUCUCUGAUACUGUUACCAAACUCCUGCAGCCUGCAACCGCCACCCACACAGAGAAACCAAAACACACACACACAGAGCAGAGAUACACAUCAAAGCCAGAGAGAACGAGAGGGAGAGCAAGAGAGAAAGAGUUCUAAUUUCAUCGCCUCAUGAACUGAGUUUCACCUUGCUUCAUCAACAUUCCAGCAGCAGCCCCAGACCAGUGUCUGUGUAAAUACAGGCUGUCCUCUCUCUCUCUCUCUCUCUCUCUCUCUCUCUCUCUCUCUAUCUAUCUAUCUAUCUAUCUAUCUAUCUAUCUAUCUAUCUAUCUCUCUCUCUCUCUCUCUAUCUCUCUCUCUCUCUCUCUCUCUCUCUCUCUCUCUCUCUCUCUCUCUCUCUCUCUCUCUCUCUCUCAAUUCAAUUUCAAUUCAAUUUAAGGGCUUUAUUGGCAUGGGAAACGUAUGUUAACAUUGCCAAAGCAAGUGAAGUAGAUAGUAAACAAAAGUGAAAUAAACAAUCAAUAUUAACAGUAAACAUUACACUCAGAAGUUCCAAAAGAAUAAAGACAUUUCAAAUGUCAUAUUAUGUAUAUAUAUAAGUACAAAUGGGAAAAUAAAUAAACAUAAAUAUGGGUUGUAUUUACAAUGGUGUUUGUUCUUCACUGGUUGCCCUUUUCUUGUGGCAACAGUUCAUAAAUCUUGCUGCUGUGAUGGCACACUGUGCUUUUUCACCCAGUAGAUAAGGGAGUUUAUCAAAAUUGGGUUUGUUUUCGAAUUCUUUGUGGAUCUCUGUAAUCUGAGGGAAAUAUGUGUCUCUAAUAUGGUCAUACAUUUGGCAGGAGGUUAGGAAGGGCAGCUCAGUUUCCACCUCAUUUUGUGGGCAGUGUGCACAUGGCCUGUCUUCUCUUGAGAGCCAGGCCUGCCUACGGCGGCCUUUCUCAAUAGCAAGGCUAUGCUCACUGAGUCUGUACAUAGUCAAAGCUUUCCUUAAGUUUGGGUCAGUCACAGUGGUCAGGUAUUCUGCCACUGUGUACUCUCUGUUUAGAGCCAAAUAGCAUUCUAGUUUGCUCUGUUUUUUUGUUAAUUCUUUUCAAUGUGUCAAGUAAUUCUCUUUUUGUUUUCUCAUGAUUUGGUUGGGUCUAAUUGUGUUGUUGUUGUUGUCCUGGGGCUCUGUGGGGUCUGUUUGUGUUUGUGAACUGAGCCCCAGGACCAGCUUACUUAGGGGACGCUUCUCCAAGUUAAUCUCUUUGUAGGUGAUGGCUUUGUUAUGGAAGGUUUGGGAAUUGCUUCCUUUUAAGUGGUUAUAGAAUUUAACGGCUCUUUUCUGGAUUUGAUCAUUAGCGGGUAUCGGCCUAAUUCUGCUCUGCAUGCAUUAUUUGGUGUUUUUCGUUGUACACAGAGGAUAUUUUUGCAGAAUUCUCCCUGAAUUCUGUCUCAAUUUGGUGUUUGUCCCAUUUUGUGAAUUCUUGGUUGGUCUCUCUCUCGCUCUCCUCAUUGUCUGGCCCCUCCCUGCCUCCACACGAGGCUCCCUAAUGACCAACCAGACUAAGCAGUGAGGCUGUAUCACUAGAUGACACACGUAGAGGUUGUGUCCCCUCUUAGGUAAAUUGCCCUCCAUGGACUGGAGCCUCUUCCUCUCUGUGGAGAUUUUAAUGGGAGAUGUCUAGCCAACACCCUUGUGUUGAGAUAAUGGAUUGCCUUUAUUUAAUGUUUUUCACUUAGUCUCAAAGGGGGGCACUUGCCUCAUUCACAUCAAUGUGCAGCACUAGCAGCCACCUGGGUGAAACAGGACACUCCCCUUGUAUUGGCAGAAAGCAGGUGGACAUGGCCUCUAAAGUUCCUGUUGAGUGUUGACACAUUCUCAGGAAGGUGUGGUGAAAGCCAAAUUGAAUAGAAAUACUCUCAGUCUAAUGAAAAAUAGAACUAAACAACUGAAGAAAUACGACUCUGAGACAGCAGUAAACCUUCACGCCUCACUCUGCACUCCUUUGGAAUUACCAAUGUGACUGACUGAGUGCCUUAAAGGGGCAAUCUGUGACUUCUUUGUCUGCUGUGGCCACACGACAAAAAGCAAGCAAAUUGAUGCUCAAACAAAAUCAACUACAGAUUGUGACUUUGAGACUCACAUUGAAAAACCAAAAGUCCUUUAUUAUCUAAAGCUGCAUCGAUCUAAUCCACCAUCUUACAUUCAACUCUAAGUCAACCCAUUCGUCAAAUCAAAUCAAAAUAAAAUGGUAUUUGUCACUUGCUUUGUAAACAACAGGUGUAGACACACAGUGAAAUGCUUACUUACCGGUCCUUUUCCAACAAUACAGAGUUAAAGAUAAAAAAUAUAAAUAGUGACACAAGGAAUAAAUACACGUUGAGUCGAUGUGCAGGGGUACGAGGUAAUUGAGGUAGCUAUGUACAUAUAGGUAGGGUUAAAGGGGUUCAAGUGACUAGGCAACAGGAUAGAUAAUAGACAGUAGCAGCAGCGUAAGUGGUGAGUGUAAAUGUGUGAGUUUGUGGGUAGAGUAUCAGUUCCUGAUAGCUUUUCUGUUCAAGCGUUUUUAUAUGAAAAGUCAGGUUCUUUCACAGAACCUCUAUCUGCCUCUAUAUAUACAUACACACCAAAGAAGACACCUAAUCGCCAAAAAGCCCCUGAGCAAAGUCCUGUUGGAGCCAGUUCAAAGCACACAUGCACAUGAAUCCCAAUGUAAGGAUAGCGUUCCAAGCAUCAUGGAUUUGGACGCUCCUCAACACGUGAGCACAUUUUCAGGCUUUGUUAAAAGGGAACAGAGGUCAAAUAUAUUCACAUGAUUAGAAACAGGAUGUGUGUGUGUGCGUGCAUGCAUGUGUGUGUUUGAGAGAGAGAGAGGGCGGUAUUCAUCUUGGCUGCUUAGCUGGGGACUGGCAAGGCAUGCCAACUUCCCUCUCACAGAGUUGGAUGACCAGGUGUGUGUGUCUGCAGGUCUGUGUGUUUCUAUGAGAAGAUCUCAAUUUCAUACUCCUCCCAUCCUCUCUCCUCGUCUCUUUCUCUAAACCCAUUGGAGGAAAAGGUCAGAGGGGAGGGACCUCUGGCUUUCUCAUCCAAUGGGUUUUGAGAAGGAGAUGAGAGGAUGCGAGGAAUAUACAAUUGAGAUUCUACACUUGUCUAUGAAUUCAUACCAUCCAGACAAAUACCAGUCUCAGCACACAUUCACACACCCUGACCAGACGAACCCCCUCUAGACACUAACGAUCUAAGGGGUCUGAGUCAAUGUGUUUCCACUGAAGAUGACGAAACACCAACACCUCUCACUGGCCAGCAUGGCCAGACUGUGAGCUAAUGAAGUGUAAAUGUGUGAAGAGGGGAAGCGACAAAGAUUAUGGAUAUACUGACAAGAUACUUGUCUCUCCGCCCUAACAAUGGGAGUCUUUGUCCACAAAGCGGCACGGUGGGCUGUCGAGCUCCCGCCUAUCCUUUCUUUGGUUGGUAAAUACAUCUAAUUACACUGCUCAAAAAAAUUAAGGGAACACUUAAACAACACAUCCUAGAUCUGAAUGAAUGAAAUAAUCUUAUUAAAUACUUUUUUUUUUACAUAGUUGAAUGUGCUGACAACAAAAUCACACAAAAAUUAUCAAUGGAAAUCAAAUGUAUCAACCCACGGAGGUCUGGAUUUGGAGUCACCCUCAAAAUUAAAGUGAAAAACCACACUACAGGCUGAUCCAACUUUGAUGUAAUGUCCUUAAAACAAGUCAAAAUGAGGCUCAGUAGUGUGUGUGGCCUCCACGUGCCUGUAUGACCUCCCUACAACGCCUGGGCAUGCUCCUGAUGAGGUGGCGGAUGGUCUCCUGAGGGAUCUCCUCCCAGACCUGGACUAAAGCAUCCGCCAACUCCUGGACAGUCUGUGGUGCAACGUGGCGUUGGUGGAUGGAGCGAGACAUGAUGUCCCAGAUGUGCUCAAUUGGAUUCAGGUCUGGGGAACGGGCGGGCCAGUCCAUAGCAUCAAUGCCUUCCUCUUGCAGGAACUGCUGACACACUCCAGCCACAUGAGGUCUAGCAUUGUCUUGCAUUAGGAGGAACCCAGGGCCAACCGCACCAGCAUAUGGUCUCACAAGGGGUCUGAGGAUCUCAUCUCGGAACCUAAUGGCAGUCAGGCUACCUCUGGCGAGCACAUGGAGGGCUGUGCGGCCCCCCAAAGAAAUGCCACCCCACACCAUGACUGACCCACCGCCAAACCGGUCAUGCUGGUGGAUGUUGCAGGCAGCAGAACGUUCUCCACGGCGUCUCCAGACUCUGUCACGUCUGUCACAUGUGCUCAGUGUGAACCUGCUUUCAUCUGUGAAGAGCACAGGGCGCCAGUGGCGAAUUUGCCAAUCUUGGUGUUCUCUGGCAAAUGCCAAACGUCCUGCACGGUGUUGGGCUGUAAGCACAACCCCCACCUGUGGACGUCGGGCCCUCAUACCACCCUCAUGGAAUCUGUUUCUGACCGUUUGAGCAGACACAUGCACAUUUGUGGCCUGCUGGAGGUCAUUUUGUAGGGCUCUGGCAGUGCUCCUCCUGCUCCUCCUUGCACAAAGGCGGAGGUAGCGGUCCUGCUGCUGGGUUGUUGCCCUCCUACGGCCUCCUCCACGUCUCCUGAUGUACUGGCCUGUCUCCUGGUAGCGCCUCCAUGCUCUGGACACUACGCUGACAGACACAGCAAACCUUCUUGCCACAGCUCGCAUUGAUGUGCCAUCCUGGAUGAGCUGCACUACCUGAGCCACUUGUGUGGGUUGUAGACUCCGUCUCAUGCUACCACUAGAGUGAAAGCACCGCCAGCAUUCAAAAGUGACCAAAAACAUCAGCCAGGAAGCAUAGGAACUGAGAAGUGGUCUGUGGUCACCACAUGCAGAACCACUUCUUUAUUGGGAGUGUCUUGCUAAUUGCCUAUAAUUUCCACCUGUUGUCUAUUCCAUUUGCACAACAGCAUGUGAAAUGUAUUGUCAAUCAGUGUUGCUUCCUAAGUGGACAGUUUGAUUUCACAGAAGUGUGAUUGACUUGGAGUUACAUUGUGUUGUUUAAGUGUUCCCUUUAUUUUUUUGAGCAGUGUAUUUUAAUACUUUCUUGAAUAUUUGAUGGGGGUUGUUGACAUCAACCGCCUGUAUUCAAUGGAGAGAUGCUAUGCUACUAGCCUCAUGCAAUGAAUAUGCAUAGCCAUCUCGAGACAACUCUGAUAUGAAGUGUUUUUUCUCAAAGUUGCGGGGAUGUCAUAAGUCCUACUUACCGUACCAGUCAAAAGUUUGGACACACCUACUCAUUCAAGUUCAAGGGUUUUUCUUUAUUUUUACAAUUUUCUACAUUGUAGAAUAAUAGUGAAGACAUCAAAACUAUGAAAUAACACAUAUGGAAUCAUGUAGUAACCAAAAAAGUGUUAAACAUAUAAAAAAUAUAUUUUAUAUUUUGGAUUCUUCAAAGUAGCCACCCUUUGCCUUGACAGUUUUGCACACACUUGGCAUUCUCUCAACCAUUUUCACCUGGAAUGCUUUUCCAACAGUCUUGAAGGAGUUCCAACAUAUGCUGAGCACUUGUUGGCUGCUUUUCCUUCACUCUGCGGUCCAACUCAUCCCAAACCAUCUCAAUUGGGUUGAGGUCGGGUGAUUGUGGAGGCCAGGUCAUCUGAUGCAGCACUCCAUCACUCUCCUUCUUGGUCAAAUAGCCCUUACACAGCCUGGAGGUGUGUUGGGUCAUUGUCCUGUUGAAAAACAAAUGCUAGUCCCACUAAGCACAAACCACAUGGGAUGGCGUAUCGCUGCAGAAUGCUGUGGUAGCCAUGCUGUUUAAGUGUGCCUUGAAUUCUAAAUAAAUCACUGACAGUGUCACUAGCAAAGCACCCCCACACCAUCACAUCUCCUCCUCCAUGCUUCACGGUGGGAACCACACAUGCAGAGAUCAUCCGUUCACCUACUCUGCGUCUCACAAAGACAUGGCAGUUGGAACCAAAAAUCUCAAAUUUGGACUCAUCAUACCAAAGGACAGAUUUCCACCGGUCUAAUGUCCAUUGCUCGUGUUUCUUGGCCCAAGCAAGUCUCUUCUUCUUAUUGGUGUCCUUUAGUAGUGGUUUCUUUGCAGCAAUUCGACCAUGAAGGCCUGAUUCACGCAAUCUCCUCUGAACAGUUGAUGUUGAGAUGUGUCUGUUACUUGAACUCUGUGAAGCAUUUAUUUGGGCUGCAAUCUGAGGUGCAGUUAACUCUAAUGAACUUAUCAUCUGCAGCAGAGGUAACUCUGGGUGUUCCUUUCCUGUGGCGGUCCUCAUGUGAGCCAAUUUCAUCAUAGCGCUUGAUGGUUUUUGCAACUGUACUUGAAGAAACUUUCAAAGUUCUUGAAAUUUUCCAGAUUUACUGACCUUCAUGUCUUAAAGUAAUGAUGGACUGUCGUUUCUCUUUGCUUAUUUGAGCUGUUCUUGCCAUAAAAUGGACUUGGUCUUUUACCAAAUAGGGCUAUCUUCUGUAUACCACCCCUACCUUGUCACAACACAACUGAUUGGCUGAAACACAUUAAGAAGGAAAGAAAUUCCAUAAAUUAACUUUUAACAAGGCACACCUGUUAAUUUACAUGCAUUCCAGGUGACUACCUUCAUGAAGCUGGUUGAGAGAAUGCCAAGAGUGUGCAAAGCUGUCAUCAAGGCAAAGGGUGGCUACUUUGAAGAAUCUCAAAUAUCAAAUAUAUUUUGAUUUGUUUAACACUUUCUUGGUUCCAUAUGUGUUAUUUCAUAGUUUUGAUGUCUUCACUAUUAUUCUACAAUGUAGAAAAUAGUAAAAAUAAAGAAAAACCCUUGAAUGAGUAGGUGUGUCCAAACUUUUGACUGGUACUGUAUAUCAGUAAACUUGUAACAACCUAAGCAUUACGAAACUUCUAUUCAAACAAAUAAAUAAACCUCACAUAGAAAAUAAGCCGUAUAUAUUUUUUUGUUGACCAAAUUCAACACUCUCAUUGACCUCCACACAACAACUCCUUGCUUGGUGGGCGAAAAAAAACAAUGAUCGCCACCUGCUGGAGGGAGACAGAUUUUCCACCGAGUUGGGCCGCUCUCUUUAUCUCUUCUUCUCUGAUAAACGACUCCUCCCUCUCGUUAAACAACUCUAAAGAAGACAUGUCGUGCUUCCUGGUUACCGUGUUUACUGUCAGAUCAGAGCCCCAUGCCCACAGCUCCAUCCUCGUUACUCACGGCAUGAUGGGGAAAUAUGCGCAUACAUGAACCCACUCCCUACUCAAACAAGGGCUGCAGUCUGGAGUCAUCUUGGUUCCUAGGUGGAGGUGCCAAGAUAUCCCCUGUUCUUUCCUGCUGCGCCCCUUUCAACAGGUUUUAAUACGGGACUGAAAGUUCAGAAAAAUAAAUAUUUUUGCCAUAUGUCUUCUCAUGAUUGAUUAUUGUACUAUAAUGUAAUGUGUGCGCCCAGCCUACUUCACUUUAAAGGUGCUAUAAAUCACAGAGCGUAAAAUCCAAAUUCUUUCACACACAUUUAUAGACUAGUGGGCAGUAAAGCUUUGGAAGAUUCUUAGCUCAUUAAGAGUAGACUCAGAGUACUUUAAAGUGCAUCUCUUAAAGCAACUCCUGUUAAGUGCUGCUUAUUUGUGCUGAUGGUCUCCAUUCUCUCUCCCUCAUUUCCCUCUCUCUCCUUUCCCCUCUUUCUCCCUUUCUCCAUACCUCUCUUCCCCAUUUCCCCCUCUCUCUCCCUUUUUCUCUCUCUUUACCCCAUCCCCUUCCUCGCUCUCCUACUCUUGCCCCUCCCCCCUUUCUCUCUCUCUCUCUCUCUCUCCCUCCUUUCCCCUGUAGAUGUGGAUGAAUGUCAGGCCAUCCCGGGGCUGUGUGCAGGAGGUAAUUGUAUCAACACAGUGGGCUCCUAUGAGUGUAAAUGUCCAGCGGGCCACCGCCAGAGUGACACCAGCCACAAGUGCGAAGGUGAGUCCCACACACAGACCCUCUGUGGUGAUAUUAUAUUAUACACCUUAUAUAACAAAUAGGAAUGUAUAACAAUGAAUUUGUGUAAUGGAAAACAUAUUGGUCGUAAAUUAAAGUAGGCUUAGCUAACUGAACUCAGUGCCUCAGUUAAUAAUUUGAUUUUGAAUUGCAUUGUUUUGGUUUUUUGGCAGGGUUUUGUUAGCAGUUUUGAGUACUGUGGCUAUUGCCUUCUGUGGUUAUCAAGUCUCUGGUAUGGAAAUGUACACACACAAGGAAGAAAGGGUGCAUUUGAACAGAGACUGGGUGUCCAGUGACAGCUAUAGAGCAAGAGAGAGCUCAGCUGUUAGACAUCAGUAGGCCCUGGGGGUUAAUGAAGGGUUAGAAACCCUUAUAUACCUGGAGGAGCCUCUAAUUAGCUGGUCAUGUGAUGAGGGAAAGAUUCACACACACACACUCUCUCUCUCUCUCUCUCUCUCUCUCUCUCUCUCUCUCUCUCUCUCUCUCUCUCUCUCUCUCUCUCUCUCUCUCACAGACAUGCAUGCUUUCAUGUACUCACACAAACACAGACACUGCUGUCCUAUCACAGUCCCACUGAAAUUGGAUUGUGCUGCAGCAGCCUUAUGGUGCCGGAGGCCUGUUGGCUGGACUAGCAGGAGAGGUGCCCUGUGCCCUGUAGUCUUUGAAGCCUGGUGGGAUGAGAGGCAGCGUAUCGGAGUGGAGGUCCUUGGAGGUUAACUAAUUAUAGGACAAUGGAAGACAGUAGUGGAUCAGCCCCAGGCCUGAGGCUCUAUCGCUGGGCUUCGUUUGGGCCAAGGUGGGGGCUGCUUUUAGGGAACAUUGUUUUAGAGCUUAAUUGGGGCAGUCAGUUUUUAGUCUCAAAACGUCAAGCAUUUCAUAGUCCACUAAAGGGUAGAGAAUACAGAGUUUAAAUGGAAGAUAUCUAGUCAGUUGUACAACUGAAUGCAUUCAACUGAAAUGUGUCUUUCACAUUUAACCCAACACCUCUGAAUCAGGGCGUUUGGGGGGGGGGGCUGCCUUAAUCAACAUCCACGUCAUUGGUGCCCGGGGAACAGUGGGUUAACUGCCUUGCUCAAGGGCAGAACUACAGAUUUUUACCUUCUCAGCUCAGGGAUUCGAACCAGCAACCUUUUGGUUAUUGGCCCAACACUCCUACCCGCCAGGCUACCUGCCAACCUACCGUCCAUAACUAUAAAUGCCCAGAUACCUCAAAUAGCACAGCUCUGAGAUUGAGAGAUUCAAGACCCAUUUUGUUCAGUUAUGACAUCACAGACCACCAUCAGUAUUCCAAAGGAAAAUGGGUUUCAAAAUGCCCUCCAAGUUUAUGCACAAACAUGUCCUCAUGUUCUAGUGGAGCCAGCCUUGGCGCUGUUAACAUGUCUGGGAGGUAGUUCUUCUUGGCCAAAGCAACCCAGCUGAUUUCAUACCUCUUUUCACUCCAGUAGUGUUUCACACUUGUUCUUUUUUCUCUCCUUCUUUUUUGCCCCCCAUUUUCCUUCAAUAAAUACAGUCUACUGGCACAGGGCCAGCUGUUAGCGCUAGCACAAAGAAACAUUUACAGAGCAGAGAUGACUUUAUCGUCUGACACUUGUGGACCCACACACACUAUACAUACUAUACAUACUAUACAUACAGACACACUCUUACACACACACAGACACCUGUACUAUACAGAGAUACACACUCACUGACACACUCAACCUAUACAGACAUACACACACACACACACACACAUACACACUCACUCAUACAUAUACACAACGCAUACAUACUUUCUCUCACACACAAACACAGUCUCACAACACACACUUUGAUGAUUGAACAGUGGUCAUUUAUCCAGGUGGCAGACAUUUCCCUCCACACACACAGCGCUGCAUGUCUGAGCUGUGUAAAGUCUGGUCCUAUUCAGGGGGAGGAAUGCUGACACCACGUUUAUUUUUCUGCUCUUUUAUGACUUGAGGAGAACCUUUCACCACCGCAGUCUGACAAUAGUCAGCAGGGGACCCAGUGUCUCUUAACUUCCCAUUACAUACACGCACACACUGCCCCAUAGACAGCGUUGAUGCUUACCCACUGCCAACACACACGCACACACUACUAAUGCAUACCCACCGACUGCACACUCACAUUUACGGGCCCGCCUCUCACACGCCACACUAUACAAAUAUGCAUACUGUAAUUUGACCAAAAAGGUAAUUAUAUAUGUGCAUAAAUAAGCGUAACACAUCAUAUAAACCCAAUGCCUUCUGGAGCCUCACUUCACUCUCACCAUCAUAGCAGUGAGAGGCCUUUUCAUGUGUAGGGUUAUAUACUGUAAUACACCACACGGCAGACUGGACCCUGCCAAGUACUGGCUCUUUCUCUCUCACACACACACACACACGCACUAGCUCUAUACUGCUGACUCCCAGGUCUAGUGUACAGAUGUAGGAUCUUAAUUUGAUCACUCUUUUGUUGUUGAGUAUUUUCCUGUACUGCAUGAAAUGAAAACUUGUAGUGUAUUUGGGUUUUUAAAAGUAUUUUAAAGUUUGUAAUUUACACUUUGAAAAUUCACACUUGAUUUGCCCUAACAAAAAAUUGAUCAACCCCUACAAAAAUGUCCAUUAAUUAUAAUGCACAUAAUAAUUCCCAUCUCCUGUUGCUGCAGGAUUAUUUUCCUGCUGUAGGAAACUGGCUCAAAUGAAGAUCCUACAUCUGUAGUCAAUCAAAUUUCAAUCACAUUUAUUUAUAAAGCCCUUUUUAGAGAGAAAGGGAGAGAGAGGGUCGAAAGAGCAGGUCCGGGACAAGGUAGCAGGUCCGGUGAACAGGUCAGGGUUCCAGAACAGCAGAACCUGGAUCAGCAGCACGACCAGGUGGACUGGGGAUGGGGACAGCCAGGAGUCGUUAGGCCAGGUAGUCCUGAGGCAUGGUCCUAGGGCUCAGGUCCUCCGGGAGGGGAGAGAGAGAGAGCCAGAAAGAGAUGGUAGAAUUAAAGGGAGCAUACUUAAGACCACACAGGACACCAGAUAAGACAGGAGAAUUACACCAGAUAGGACAAACUGACCCUGACCGUAGUCUCUCCGGGACAGCUGAAGUAUUCCCAUGGCGUUGUGCGUGUGGGAAACUCUCACCAUUUAGACCUCUUAAAAUCCACCACAGUUAUGAAGUCUUUGGCAGAACACAAUCCCAGAGAUUUUCCAUAUGACCGCCUCCUCCUUUUGUAGACUUCAGAUCUCCACUCAGGUUGGCUUGACUGUGUCUAGUACACAAAAAAAGUGCUAUCUAGAACCUAAAAGGGUUCUUCGGCUGUCCCUAUAGGAGAACCCUUUGAAGAACCCUUUUUGGUUCCAGGUAGAACCCUUUUGUGUUCCAUGUAAAACUUUUUCCACAGAGGGUUCUACAUGGAACCCAGAAGGGUUCGACCUGGAACCAAAAAGGGUUCUCCUAUUGGGACAGCCGAAGAACCCGUUUAGAACCCUUUUUUCGAACAGUGUAGCAGUUGUUCCUGCUCUUGUAUUUAGAGUUAUGAGCAGUUAUUAUUUGAGGCCCUCAAGUGUAUUUGACAGAUGAGAUAUAGUCCACUUCUUCAAAUAUUUGAGAUGGAUCCAAAUACUUUGAGCAGCUGUUAUCGAGGAAAAUGAAUUCUUCCAAAUAAUGCCUGUGACAGGGUUUUGAGUUACUGCGUGUGUAUGAUGAGUGUAUGACUCUCAUGAAGCUCAGUGUAUGCUCUAACUCCAAUGAUCUAAUUGUUUGUGUGUGUGUGUUUCAGAUAUUGACGAGUGCAGCACUAACCCAGGUGUUUGUGAUGGAGGUGAAUGCACCAACACAGCCGGCAGCUACGUCUGCACCUGUCCCCGUGGUUACAUCACCAGCACUGACGGUGCCAGAUGUGUAGGUGAGUUAGCGCUGCCCCCCCCCCCCUUCCCCCCCGGACACACACCCCUCCCUCCCUCCUUCACCCUCUUGUUAGCCACUGACUGUUCACAUCUGGACUUAUCCCUCCCUCCUUCACCCUCUUGUUAGCCACUGACUGUUCACAUCUGGACUUAUCCCUCCCUCCUUCACCCUCUUGUUAGCCACUGACUGUUCACAUCUGAACUUAUCCCUCCCUCCUCUCUUUCCCCCUCCAAUUCCUUUCCUGUGACUAGCAUUCUGAUGAGUCAAGCCGGUCUGCAUUCAUCAUGUGCAGGCCCAGGGACGCACACUCGGCCUUGACUGCUGUAAUGCCAGUUAGCAUUAGCACCUCUCUGACUCACACCCUGAAACACUACCAGCUGUUAAUGUAGAGCGCAUGCAAUCUUCAGCAGCUCACCUCAAAAUGGCCGCCAGAGAGCUGGCCCUGUUGCUUUCGAACAGCGUUCGAAUGGGAGUCCAACAAAUCUCUUUCACUCAAGGUCCCUCUCCUAGCCAAGCAGAACCACUUGAUUACUUUAAUUGAAAAGUCGUACGCCCCAAUGUCUCCUAGGCAGGAGAACGAGGUAUUCAAAUUCACUCACGGGUCAAAGUUUUGUUGGCCCCCCUCUCUCUUUGGCACGCAAUCCAUUUUCCAUCAUCUAUUGAAUAUCUCUGCUGUACUUGUUUGUUGUCUUUUGGCUAAUAAAGGGAAACCGGGUGAAAAUGCCAAGCGAACAAUGAACAGUGUCAACAAUGAUCUCACAAGGAGCCCUCUGUUCUCUUCUGUUCUGCCUGGCCUGGUCGUGUGGCAGAUUGUUUAGCUUCAAGGUAGAAAGCAUCUGGACUCACUUAGAGGCCUGCAGGAGAACAAAGCUGACACCACCACGACAACAAGCAAGACGAGCCAGAGAAGAGGGGAGAAAGAGAGGGGGUGGAGAGAGGAGAAAACUAUCCAAACUAUCCCCUUUCUCUGUUGUUCUGUGCCAGAACAAAUGGGUAGAGCAGUGGGAGAGAGGGACGAGGGGAAAGGAGAGGGAAGCGUAGCCUGAUUGGGAACAUGCGUGUGGAAAAUGACGGUCCACUGAGGUAGGAACAGGGGGGUGGUGGGGGGAGGAGAGAGAGACAUAUGGGAUGGUCCAACAGGUUAAACUGGGUCUCAUGCUCUGUCUUCACUUUGACCAAGAAGACUCUGUCGCUCUCUCUCUCUCUCUGUCCUCACUUCUAUCUCUCUGUCUUCCCCCAAUUCUCUCUUCUUUGACCCAUUAGACUCCUUCGUUUUUGUCCCCUCUUCUCUUUCUCUCUCUCACUCUGGUCAGGGGGAGAUUGAGGAGAGAGAGAGUCACACUGGAGAUAUUUCUUUCCGCUAACAUUCCUCCCACCCCCUCUCUUUCUUUCUCUGCCCCCGUUCUCUUGCUUUCUCCCUCUCUUCUCCAUGCCCCUUUUUUGCUUACCCCCUGUUUUCUCUUUCCAUCGUUUCUCACCCAGAGCGCCCAUCCAUCUGUCUAGUGUAACCCGGUGAACUGUAGAGUCCCCAGGAACAAAUCAAAGAGAGCUGUGAUAUCAGGCCCUGUCUGACACAUUGACACAUCCCACCGUAUUUCCUCAGCUCCAGCCAGACCCAUGCUGUGGCUGGCUCCCCUGUGUGUGUCCGCCGACUCGGCCAUGUUUGCUUGGGUGCGUUUUGCGAGUGGAGGUAGACUAAGAAACUACACGAGGUGAGCAGGGGGCUCUAGGUCCAGGAAUGUCGGCUCUAGCCGAGCUGAUUUCUUGCCUGCCUGCCCUUGGCCCUGGGCUGGCGUUAUUCUGGGACAGCAUAGCGUGGAGAAGCAGACCGGAGGGACCUGUUGAGCCCGACACUAAUCAGCCCUAAUGCCCCGUCCGUCGCACCGUGAAAACCCAGUCUGUAAAAAAGAAAGCAUGCAGUUGUGCUGUUCGCUAUAGGCUAGCUAGCUAGCUAGCUAAGGGUCUGGUUCCAAUUUAAGUCAUCAUCAUCCCCAUCACCGCCCUCCCUUCUCCCUUCCAUUCCGUUCCCUCACCCACUCUCCCUCCAAUCCUGCCCCCAGCUGGGUUGGUCCCUUGGGAAGGAGGGAGGGAGGGGAAGUUGGCCUGUUUAAAGUGCAUGGCUAUAUGCCCCAGACACAGAGCUUCUCAUGUCCAAUAUAAUUGUCCAGGAUUGCUCCACAUGGAACUAAUUAAUUCCGGACUGCUAGCUCAUUAGCAAAGUUAAUCGACUUGCACGCCUGCCUCCCCCUCCCCCCUCUGUCUUUCCCCCUACACUUUCAUCUGCAUUACACACACAAACACACGCAUGCACCAAGGGACCCUCACUUCUUCUCCACUUACCCCGAACACACCCUUUCCCUCCCCCUUCCUCCCCCAGCCUAUUUACCCUGACCUGUGGGACUGUAGCAAACAACAGGGCCAUAUUAGGAGGCCCUUGUGAUGCCUGCAGUUAUUAGGACCCCUGAGACCUUUACAGCUCCCAGACCAUAAAUUAGCUUCCUCCCAUGCUACCAUGUAGAGGGUAGGGAGGGGAAAGGCAGCCCUGGCAUUUGGGGACAGCUGUUAGCUGUAACAUCUCCUCAGGGCUGGAGGAACCACACCUCCAUCCCCACUCCCUACUCCCAAUUGCGUACCAUCUUUGUGGUAGGGAGGUGAUUGUCAAGCUUUUUUGUGCUGAAAGCUUUUGAAUUUUCUUGUGAUCCGGAAGGAUGUAGAAACCCUUGUUUCCCGUCAGAAUCGUACACUGUGACUCAGUAGAAACUGUGGUUAUACCUUGUCACCAGAGUAUUUCCAGUAUGGUAAAGCAUGUGCAUUAUAACAUGGUCUGCCUAAAGGUGAAAUAGUAACAUUAGAUGUUCUACAUGACCUGGAAGUCAAACGUGUUUACAACAUCAUGAGCGAUUUGAGUGACUUACCCUGAAGCAUACUGACCUCUCUUCCCAACUCUCUUUCUCUCUCCCUUCUCCCCUCCAUCUCUCCCUCCAUCCUCUCCCUCCAUCCUCUCCCUCCAUCCUCUCCCUCCAUCCACUCCUCCCUCAGACCAACGUGUGGGCACGUGUUUCUCGGCGUUGGCGAGUGGGCGCUGUGCAGGCGACCUGCAGGGCCAGUAUACCAAGAUGCAGUGCUGCUGUGACACAGGCCGCUGCUGGGCUUCUGGACAGAUCCCUGAGAUGUGCCCUGUCAGGGGGUCCGGUGAGCACACACAUACACACUCUCUCCUCCUCGUCUGUCUCAGACACACACACAAUUUAAGACUACUAACCCACAGUCCAAACUCCCUUUUGCACAUCAAUUGAUGAGUUAUUUUGUGCAUGUGUUAUGAAUGAAUAGCUUGAAUAGCUUGGAUUGCCUGUCAUGUAACUGACAAUGUAAGUGAUCCAUGAUCCCACAUCCCCUCACUACUGAAGAGCAUGACCUCAUGACUAAUAGCAAAAGGACAAAGAUGGAAAAGAUCUGGGUGAAGACCAUGACCGUGGUCUUGUCUAUCUAGCUCACAUAUGUCUGUUCCCCUAUGAGAGUGUGUGUGUGUUCAUUUUUUCUUUCAUGCAUGUCGUGUGUGUAUAAAUGAGUGCUGAGCUGUACUCUCACACGCACACAUGCACUCACGCAUACACACACACACACAAAUACAGCCAGCCUUCACUCCCAAGGUCAAAUGCUAUUUCUAAGGGGUUUAGGGUUAGGGUUAGAAUUAGUGUUAGGGUUAGGAGCUAGGGUUAGUGUUACGGUUAGGGUUAGGAGCUAUGGUUAGGUUUAGGGUUAGGGUUAAGGUUAGGGUACGGGUUAGGGGUUAAGGAAAAUAGGAUUUUGAAUGGGACUGAAUUGUAUGUCCCCACAAGGUUAGCUGCGCAAGACUGUGUGUGUGUGUGUGUGUGUGUGUGUGUGUGUGUGUGUGUGUGUGUGUGUGUGUGUGUGUGUGUGUGUGUGUGUGCGUGCGCGUGUGUGUGUAUGUGCAUUGUCUGUAGUCUUGGCUAGGAUACUGACAUCAACUCCCUUUGGACCUACCAUGAAAAAAACAUACACUCACAUUCAAGAGAUUUCACACUGACAUACAUAAAUAAAUGUAAACAUAGAUUUAACCAUAGACAUAAACAUAGAUCCGAUCAGGGUUUUACAUAUACAUCCCCAUUUUCCAGACAUAAUCAUGCCCAGGCAUUGUUCCAAUGUGUGAGUUUAUGCAACCACUUACCCAUAUACAGUAUAUAAUAUCAAAAUAGGUCAAACUGACCCAAACCAUAACAAAACAACAUACUGAGAUAAAUGUGUGUAUGGGAGUCAUUUGAAGAUAACCAACAUUAACCCUUUCCAUGCUCUCUCCUGUAGAUGAGUACAGAAGGCUGUGCAUCGAGGGGGUUCCCCAUGGCACAGGUAAUGGAGGUUUCCCCCACGGAGGCUUCCCCAAUGGUGGUGGCAGCAACGGUAACGGUUACAGCUACGGCUACAAACUCAACCCCAACGGACCUAACGGCAAUGGUCACCAUGGCAUUGGAGGAGGGGGACAGGGAGGAGGAGGAAAUGGUUUCGGAGGAAACGGUGGGGGGCGUAAUAUCGGUGAGUUGGUUAGGCCGCAAAAAGUGUCCAUAGAGUAGUGUUCUAUUGUUAGCCUGUGGUUUUAUGUUUUGUAUCAGAGAUAUUAGAUGGUGUUUAAACCAUAGAAAUUAUAAAAGUACUAGUAUUCUAAUUCCUAAUUCUAUGGUUUAAACUGAGUAUAAAGUGCAUUCGGAAAGUAUUCAGACCCCUUGACUUUUUCUAUAUUUUGUUACGUUACAGCCUUAUUCUAAAAUUGAUUAAAUUGUUUUUUUCCCUCAUCAAUCUAUACACAAUACCCCAUAAUGACAAAGCAAAAACUGUUUUUUGGAAAUGUUUGCACAUAUAAAAUAAAAUAAAUAAUGACAUUUACAUAAGUAUUCAGACCCUUUACUUAGUACUUUGUUGAAGCACCUUUGGAAGUGAUUACAGCCUUGAGUCUUCUUGGGUAUGACGCUACAAGCUUGGCACACUUGUAUUUGGGGAGUUUCUCCUAUUCUUCUCUGCAGAUCCUCUCAAGCUCUAUCAGCUUGGAUGGGGAGCGUCGUUGCACAGCUAUUUUCAGGUCUUUCCAGAGAUGUUCGAUCGGGUUCAAGUCCGGGCUCUGGCUGGGCCACUCAAGGACAUUCAGAGACUUGUCCCGAAGCCACUCCUGUGUUGUCUUGGCUGUGUACUUAGGGUCGUUGUCCUGUUGGAAGGUGAACCUUCAACCCAGUCUGAGGUCCUGAGCGCUCUGGAGCAGGUUUUCAUCAAGGAUCUCUCUGCACUUUGCUCGGUUCAUCUUUCCCAUGAUCCUGACUAGUCUCCCAGUCCCUGCCGCUGAAAAACAUCCCCACAGCAUGAUGCUGCCACCACAAUGUAUAACCUGUUGAUCAGUUCAUGGACUAGGUCUUUUGGAGAAGAGAUUGUAUCUCAAUGAGACAAACCUGAAUGUCAAAAUAGUGAUGGGAGCAACUUUUCAUCUCUUUUCAUGUUCUUCACUGUGUUUUAGAAAAUAAUAAACAUUGUUUGGUAAGGUAAUGUAAUUGUGUGUUGUGUUGUGUAUCCUCAGUGUCACUCAAUGAGACCGUUGAUGUGUGUAAACAUUUCACCAACCUGUGUUUGAACGGCCGCUGUAUCCCCACCCCGACCAGCUACCGCUGUGAAUGUAACAUGGGCUACAGACAGGAUGUACGCGGGGAGUGUAUUGGUAAGCCCACUAGAAAGUAAUUACAGUUAGGAAAAUUACAUAUACUCUACUGCCAUCUUAUGACCACGCAUGGAACUUCUCUGGUAGAUGUUUAACUCAGGGUAUCUUUACACAGUAGCAUUGAUUCUUAAACCUUUUUUAACAAGUAUGGGAGUGUUCAGAUUUGUAAUUGGAGCACCCUGGGUUUUACUGAUAAACUGUAAUUGGAGCACCCUGGGUUUAACUGAUAAACUAAUCUCUCUUCAUCUCCCUCCUCUCUUCUCCUCCCUCCUUCAGAUGUGGAUGAGUGUGUCAGCAACCCCUGUGUCAAUGGAGACUGUGUCAACACACCUGGAUCGUACCACUGCAAGUGUCACGAAGGCUACCAGGGCACCCCCACCAAACAGGCCUGCAUUGGUAUGUUCCAAUUACUCACCAGAACAACUACAGACCAUGAUAAUUAUUUAUUACAACAGUUGAAUGGUAUGGAUGGACUGUGUACUUUGGGCUACUGACGGUCUCUGCUUGUAACAGACUGGUACCUAACCUGGCUAACAGUCAAACUAAGCCUAAACUCCCCUCCCCUUCCCUCCCCUCCACAGAUAUUGACGAGUGCAUCGUGAACGGAGUGAUGUGUCGUAACGGACGUUGUGUCAACACUGGCGGAAGCUUCCAGUGCAUCUGCAACGCUGGCUUUGAACUCACUCCUGAUGGAAAGAACUGCAUAGGUAACAAUGGACAUUCAUGUAUAUAUUCAAUCAACGGAUAUGGUAGAUUAUUGCACGUCUAUACCACUAUAAAUUAAAACUUGUCUCCUUGUUCUCUUCCAGAUCAUGAUGAGUGUGCCACCACCAACAUGUGUCUCAAUGGAAUGUGUAUCAAUGAGGAUGGUAGCUUCAAGUGUAUCUGCAAACCUGGCUUUGCCCUGGCACCUAACGGACGCUACUGCACAGGUACAUCAUCUACCAUACCCAAGUUACAGUUAUCUGAAGUCAACAGAGUUGCAGUUGAUAGCUGAUCCACUGGAUCACUUGUUGAUAGUCUGAUCAACAUCUAUAGUGAGGGAAAAAAGUAUUUGAUCCCCUGCUGAUUUUGUACUUUGCCCACUGACAAAGAAAUGAUCAUUCAAUAAUUUGAAUGGUAUGUUUAUUUGAACAGUGAGAGACAGAAUAACAGCAAAAAAAUACAGAAAAACGCAUGUCAAAAAUGUUAUAAAUUGAUUUACAUUUUAAUGAGGGAAAUAAGUAUUUGACCCCUCUCAAUCAGAAAGAUUUCUGGCUCCCAGGUGUCUUUUAUACAGGUAACAAACUGAGAUUAGGAGCACACUCUUAAAGGGAGUGCUCCUAAUCUCAGCUUGUUACCUGUAUAAAAGACACCUGUCCACAGAAGCAAUCGAUCAAUCAGAUUCCAAACUCUCCACCGUGGCCAAGACCAAAGAGCUCUCCAAGGAUGUCAGGGACAAGAUUGUAGACCUACACAAGGCUGGAAUGGGCUACAAGACCAUCGCCAAGCAGCUUGGUGAGAAGGUGACAACCGUUGGUGCGAUUAUUCGCAAAUGGAAGAAACACAAAAUAACUGUCAAUCUCCCUCUGCCUGGGGCUCCAUGCAAGAUCUCACCUCGUGGAGUUGCAAUGAUCAUGAGAACGGUGAGGAAUCAGCCCAGAACUACACGGGAGGAUCUUGUCAAUGACCUCAAGGCAGCUGGGACCAUAGUCACCAAGAAAAGGACUGAAAUCCUGCAGCGCCCGCAAGGUCCCCCUGCUCAAGAAAGCACAUAUACAGGCCUGUCUGAAGUUUGCCAAUGAACAUCUGAAUGAUUCAGAGGAGAACUGGGUGAAAGUGUUGUGGUCAGAUGAGACCAAAAUCGAGCUCUUUGGCAUCAACUCAACUCGCCGUGUUUGGAAGAGGAGGAAUGCUGCCUAUGACCCCAAGAACACCAUCCCCACUGUCAAACAUGGAGGUGGAAACAUUAUGCUUUGGGGGUGUUUUUCUGCUAAGGGGACAGGACAACUUCACCGCAUCAAAGGGAUGAUGGACGGGGCCAUGUACCGUCAAAUCUUGGGUGAGAACCUCCUUCCCUCAGCCAGGGCAUUGAAAAUGGGUCGUGGAUGGGUAUUCCAGCAUGACAAUGACACGGCCAUGGCAACAAAGGAGUGGCUCAAGAAGAAGCACAUUAAGGUCCUGGAGUGGCCUAGCCAGUCUCCAGACCUUAAUCCCAUUGAAAAUCUGUGGAGGGAGCUGAAGGUUCGAGUUGCCAAACGUCAGGUUCGAAACCUUAAUGACUUGGAGAAGAUCUGCAAAGAGGAGUGGGACAAAAUCCCUCCUGAGAUGUGUGCAAACCUGGUGGCCAACUACAAGAAACGUCUGACCUCUGUGAUUGCCAACAAGGGUUUUGCCACCAAGUACUAAGUCAUGUUUUGCAGAGGGGUCAAAUACUUAUUUCCCUCAUUUAAAAUGCAAAUCAAUUUAUAACAUUUUUGACAUGCGUUUUUCUGGAUUUCUUUGUUGUUAUUCUGUCUCUCACUCAAAAUUGUAGACUGAUCAUGUCUUUGUCAGUGGGCAAACGUACAAAAUCAGCAGGGGAUCAAAUACUUUUUUCCCUCACUGUAUAGCAGUGGAGGCUGGUGGGAGGAGCUAUAGGAGGACAGGCUCAUUGGAAUGGCUGGAAUGGAAUAAAUGGAACGGAGUCAAACGUGGAUUCCAUAUGUUUGAUACUGUUCCAUUGAUUCCAUUCCAGCAAUUACAAUGAGCUCGUCCUCCUAUAGCUCCUCCCACCAGCCUCCUAUGGUCUACAGAUCAUCUUCAGGGGAGUAGAUUGCUCCUGGUGGGAUUAAUGAAGUGGUAUUGAAGUGAUUAUCUAAAUAAAAUAAGGCUAUACCAUUAUUUACUGUAUCGCUUCCCUUCUUUCUUCCCUCCUUCAGACAUUGAUGAGUGCCAGACCCCAGGCAUCUGUAUGAACGGACGCUGUAUCAACUCCGAGGGCUCCUUCCGCUGUGAGUGCCCACCGGGCCUGGCCAUCGACGUGGACGGGAGAGUGUGUGUGGACACACACAUGCGCACCACCUGCUACGGCGCCAUCAAGAUGGGCACGUGCUCGAGGCCCUUCCCUGGCGCCGUCACCAAGUCUGAGUGCUGCUGUGCCAGUCCUGAACACGGCUUCGGAGAGCCCUGCCAGCCCUGCCCUGCCCGCAACUCAGGUGACCAAACCUAACCCUAACCCCACCAGCAAGCAUCAGUGGUUUACAUGUGCUGUUAUUAAGAUCCUGUUAGCAUGGAAUCCAAACUGAUAUGCUCUGUUUCAGCAUUGUUUCACUUCACAAUACAAUUCUGAUUCCAGGCUAAGAUCCUGUAGAACUCUACCAAAUACUGCAGAAGUGAUUGUUAGAAUUAGAAUGUAAAUUGUGUUUUUUUGUUACACUGGAUAUAUUAGCAGGUGACUUACAGGUGUUUUUAUUGCCUUUCAGCUGAGUUCCAGGCUGUGUGCAGCAGUGGGAUUGGCAUCACCGCUGACGGCAGAGGUGAGUAAUGUUACUUGUACGGUUUGAUCUUAAGUCUGUGGUUUGGAGCCUGCCCUACUAUCACUGCUAGUUAUUCUGACAUUUAACAGGCCUUCCCUCAAACAUUCCAUGCGCCCCUCCAAAAUGUGUGAAUUUCCCUCCGAAUUUCAAAUCAAAGAGAGAAAAAAUAAAAUAAAUAUGUAUGUUGGAGAGAGCGUAAAGAUGAGGCUGUGGUUUGUGGUGGGCUCAUGUGGGUUUGUUCCUGUGUGUCUCCUCAGACAUCAAUGAGUGUGCCCUGGACCCAGACAUCUGUCAGAACGGCAUGUGUGAGAACCUGAGAGGGAGCUACCGCUGCAUCUGUAACAUCGGUUAUGAGUCCGACUCCAGCGGAAAGAACUGCGUGGGUGAGUCCAGUCUUCCUGUAUCCAAUCCUUAUGUCUGGUGGGAAAAGCAGCGACCUGAAUAAAGUUUAUCUGCUGUACUUUCGUGGUCUUAACUUUGACGUAUGAUCAAAGUUGGAUGAACAAUCGCCUAUAAUUUCAAACACUGGGGUUGAUUCUUUUGGUUGGUUUGUGUUAGGGGAGAGUGUGGUAAGUUCAGCCAAAUGAGUAUGUUGAGCCACCCUUGUUUCUAGGAAACCAUUAAAAAAAAUAAAAAAUCCUUUGAUCAAAUAUUUAGGAAGAAGUCAUCAUUUCAUGGCGUCAGUAAAGGAAGAAACCACAUGGAAAACGUGGUAAGCAAGUUAGUUCCAAAAAAACUAAACAUGUAUCUAAACCAGGGGUCUCCAACAGGUAGAUAGCGAGCUACCAGUAUCUCCCAGCCCACCAAUGAGUUACUCACCAAUCAAUUCUGAAAGUACAUGCAUUUUUUAAUGUGUUCAAUGCAAACUGUCUUAAACAUAAAUUGCCUGGGUUCUAUCCAAUCAAAGCCACAUUGACAUUAUCCCACCCCUGGUUAGCCACUAUUGGCUUAAAAAGACAAACGUAACCCAAUAUUUGCCCAUUAAUUUCCAGCAAUAUUGACUUUUUAUGUCUGUUUGGUGUGCGCGUUUGUCUAUCACUCCGUAUGUAGCCAGUUAGCGAUGCUAAUGUUAACCGUCUUGUGGGUGGUAGACUUUCCCCCAAAACCUUCUCAAUUAAAUGUUAACUGCAAAGUAGGGUUACCUGACAGAUCUAUAUCAUGACUAUUUGUGUCAAUUGGGUGGCCAUUGUUUUGCAAACUCUGCCAUGACAUGUUCUGCAGCAGUAGACCUAACAGCAGAAACAUCGCUAGACAGACACAUUCCUCUCUUGCUAGAAUUACACCAAAAAAAAUCUAUAUUUGUUAGUAUUUUUUCCAGACCUAAAAUGUUUGUCUUCUGAUGUGAUUUAAGCAUUGACAUGGACUCAGAACAUCCAUUUUCAUUGUUUCCAUCUGAAUAAUUGUAAUAUUGAGAGUAAAAAAACGAGAGAAAAAAUGAAAACCAGGAAAAUAACAGAAAACAGAAUUCGAAAAAUACAAAAUAAUAUUUAAUGGGGCCCCCUUAUAGUUGUUAUGACAUGUAAAAAAAAAUUUAAAGUAGCUCAUGCUAGAAAAAGGUUGGAGACCCCUGAUCUAAACCAAAGUAGAUAGUUUUAAGAUUGUUCUAUACAUCAUUUGGGGUCUCUAUAAGCUUCAAUAUGAGGUCCUAAACCUAGCAUGAAAGUGUAUCCUAGCUGUGUGGGCUAUAGUCGAAAUGUUUGCCUUGGGGUAAGUUGAGCCAAUGGCAAUGAGGUCAAUUUAACCAAUGGUUGAGCCAAUGGCAAGUUGAGCAAAUGGAAGUAUUUUCUUCCCAAGCGUAAUGAAAGGCAUUAUUGCUGGGAUAUGAGGUAAGAACAGGGCCUGGCCUAUGUUAAAAGUGUAAAAAAAAAAGUGUUUGUUAGGUGUUAAGCAAGUGUUAAAAUAUGCUUAAAAUGAUUAGAAGACAAAAAGGUGAUUGUGUUGAAUUGUGUUUGGGAUAGACAUGAUAUACAUGGUUUUAAAAAGGUAGGUGUAAUAUUUCAUUCAGUACAGACAUUUGUAGGCGGCUUAACUUACCCUGUCCCAUGGCUCAACCUACCCCAUACCCGGGGUAAGUUGUGCCAAGAGACCACUUUUUUUGGACAAGCUAUGUUUUCAAAACUGUAUUGUUUAAAUGAAUUCUGAUUAUUUCCUGGGAUACACAACAUCCUGAAAUAUAGGUAGAUAUCUUUGUUAGAGAGAAUACUAUUUCCCUUGACGGAAUGAUGCUGAAUGUAAAAAAUUGCUCAACUUACCCCACUCUCCCCUACACUUGAUAAGUCAACCAUGUUGUUCUCUUCUCCUCAACUCUUUCUUGUCUCCCAGACAUCAACGAGUGUCUCGUGAACCGUCUGCUGUGUGACAACGGCCUGUGUAGAAACACCCCCGGCAGCUACACCUGCUCCUGUCCCAAAGGCUUUGUCUUCAAACCAGACUCUGAGACCUGCGAAGGUAAACACCUCAUACACACGCCAAAAGAGCAAUAGUUUGUUUGACCUUGUUGAGAAGAGUCAAUGCAUUAAAACACUCUUCAGUGCAAUUAUUUGUAUUUUAUUUUAGUCAUUUUAGCAGACUAAGAGCGACUUACAUGAGCAAUUAGGGUUAAGUGCCUUGCUCAAGGGCACAUCGACAGAUCUUUCACCUAGUCGGCUCGGGGAUUAGAACCAGCGACCUUUCGGUUACUGGCACAACGCUCUUAACCACUAAGCUACCUGCCACCCCCUAUUUCAUACCUUGCAGCUGUCUAAUCUUCUAGAUGUGCAUACACCUGCAACUGUUUAACACUUAAACACACAUGGAGAGAAGGGAAUCAAAUAGAUCAUCAAAAUAUAUGACCACAUGUUUGCUUACAUCCUCUGUCCUUGAACCAAUUUCCAUAAAGUUUUGUGUCUUUGUUGAAGUAAACACAUGCCUGUCUAGAUGUAAAGGAUGACCCAUUUAACUGGCUCUGCACUGCCUUACCUAACCCUGCUCUGGUCCAUGUGUUUCAGAUAUCAACGAGUGUGACUCCAGCCCGUGUGUCAACGGAAUCUGCCGCAACAUCGCCGGGUCCUUCAACUGCGAGUGUUCCCACGGCAGCAAGCUGGACUCCACCAACACCAUCUGCGUGGGUAAGAGGCCAAGGCGUCUGUCAUAACUGCCCGACUUAAAAUCGGACCCAAAUUAAAAACGACGGGGUCGUGAGACAAACUUCUGUCAGAGAAUCAUCCAUAUAGACAGUCAGAGUAAUGUUUCUAGCCUCAUAGGCCUUUUAGAAUCUUUAUACCACUAAAUAAACAAGUCGAUGGCAGCUUUGGGAACAUGUCCAGACGCAUCUGAACAUCCAUCUACAGAUGUAAUCUGGGAUGAGUCAUUAGAAUAAAUACCAAUAUGAGCCGGCCUUGUCAGUCUGAUAGAUUCCUGUACUUUAAAAUAUAGAGCUGUUUUAUGUUCAAAGCAGAGUCAUAUAUUUGGUUCAAAGUCAUCGCUCAACGGCCAGAAUAUAAAUUGUGGUCUAGUUUUUGGGUGGGCUCAUGGUCUCGGGAGAGAAAAUGCACAUCCCAUUUGUUAUGACUAGGCUCUCAGUCCAUUAGGAGUGCCAUAGCAAAUUAUUAAAGUAAUUGAUGCAUGUGUCUUGGUACAGGCUGAGGUAAGAUGCCAGCUGUUGAAAGGGACACCUGUAGUUAGUUACUAUCCACUGCCUGUUCCGUUGUGCUUGGAAUGAAUGGAGUAUAUAAAUGAGAGAUAUGUGUGUUGAUGCUUCACAGUACAUUUGAAUUGAUGGGCCUUUUCUUGGCAGGGUUCUCUUUAGUGCCUUCACUUACUCACAUUCUCUCUCUCUUUCUUCCCUCUCUCUCUCUCCUCCCUCUCUUCCUCUUCCUUUCUUCCUUCUUUCUCUCUCUGUCUCUUUCCUACCCCCUCUCUCUCUCUCUCUCUCUCUCUCUUCUCACCCCCUCCCUCUACAGACAGCAUGAAGGGAACAUGCUGGCUGAACGUCCAAGAUGGCCGCUGUGAGGUCAACAUCAACGGCGCCACGCUAAAGUCUGAGUGCUGCUCUACGCUGGGAGCAGCCUGGGGCAGUCCCUGUGAACGCUGCGAGAUCGGUCAGUACAAACACAAACACACACACACACUUCUAGACAUACACACUCCUAAUGAAGAUAAUGAAGUGUGAGGUGUGUACUGUAACUGUUGUCUCUCUCCACAGACACUGCCUGUUCCAGAGGUUUCGCGCGUAUGAAGGGAGUCAACUGUGAAGGUAAAACACAUAUUGACCCCGACACACACACUGCUGCUACUGUCUAUUAUCCAUUCUGUUGGUAGCAGACAUUCUUACAGCCAUAGUGACCCUCUGCCUCCCUCCUGUGGUAUUCCACUCCCUCCCUCCCACAGAAACUGAUGAGUCAUAGAGUACAGUCAAUCAGUCCUUUAAUAACCCCCGAUUCCCCCCCCCAGACAUCAAUGAGUGUGAGGUGUUCCCGGGGGUGUGUACCAACGGGCGCUGUGUCAACACCCAGGGCUCCUUCCUCUGUGAGUGUGCUGAGGGUCUCACCCUGGACGGGAGCGGACGCACCUGCGUGGGUAAGACAAGACAGUAACCAACGUAAACCCUGAUAAACAAACAAACACAAAUACAGCAAAUGCGUCCCAAAAAUGUGGUCACCAAAAAUAUUAGCACCUUGAGCCUACUGUGUCGUCAGCAGGACUGUAUGUCUGACCACUGUCUGUCUGUCCCUCAGACGUGCGUAGCGAGCAGUGCUACAUGAAGUGGCACGAGGAUGAGUGUGGUGAGCCGCUGCCCGGGCGCUACCGAGUGGAUAUGUGCUGCUGCUCGGUGGGCGCAGCCUGGGGCAUCGACUGUGAGGAGUGUCCCAAGGCAGGCACCCCGGAGUACAAGGCCAUCUGCCCCCGAGGACCAGGCUUCGCCAACCGAGGAGACAUCCUGACUGGCAGACCCUUCUACAAAGGUAGGGACAAUCACUCAUUGUCCAGUUUUGCUUGUCUGAAUGUCAUUAGGCAUUUUGCUGCCACUAAUACAUUUAGAGUAUAUCCCUACUACACUGAGGAGCUACAAAGAACAAGCCAAAUUAUCAAAUGUAUAGGUGCCAGCCAUCCACAGCAUUACAUAUCUAAACGACUAGAAAUGUAUUCAGAUUCAUUUUGAGAAAAACAUUACUGGAUUGGAUUUGGAAAAAUAGCACAGGUAAACUUCAUGUGAAUUCCAUACACAAUUCACCCCUGAGCCUUGGCAUUAUUCUGUUCUUCUCCUGCAGAUGUGAAUGAGUGUAAGGUGUUCAACAGCCUGUGUUCUCACGGAACGUGUCGCAACACCAUCGGCAGCUUCAAGUGCCGCUGCAGCAGUGGCUUUGCCCUCACCAUGGAGGAGAGGAAUUGCACCGGUACGAGAGAGAACGAGAAAGCAUAUUCAUGUUUUUUUUACAAAAUAAUCUUAAAAUCGGAACAAAUUUAAGGAGAAAUAUAUAUCUUCGUAUAAGAUUUCUGUAGUAUUUUAGAAAGUUUCAGGGUCAAAAAAGAAACGUGUUCUACAAACUCACUAGACAACACUGUUUGUUGACACAGCUGAAUUUCCUCAUGAGAUCAGUAAAAGAAUGCUGAAUAUGAUAUUUCUGUCAUGUGCAUUCUUCCCUCUGUCUCUCCUCCCACUCCCACAGAUAUUGACGAAUGUCAUAUCUCUCCGGACCUGUGUGGCCACGGCACCUGCGUGAACACCCCUGGCAGCUUCGAGUGUGAAUGCUUCGAGGGCUACGAGAGCGGCUUCAUGAUGAUGAAGAACUGCAUGGGUGAGUGGGGGCACACACACACACACACACACACACACACUGCUCCCCAGCUGACUGGAGAGUGGGACAACUUCCUCCGAGAUCCUCUGUGUGUUUCUCUCAAAGUCAUUAUUGACGGCUGACCUUGUUGCACCCUCUCCCUCUCUCCUAUAUCUUCCUUCCUCUCUCUCUCUCUCCCUCUUUCUUCCUCUCCCUCCCUCUCUCUCCCUCCAUCUCUCCCUCUCUCCCCUGCAGAUAUUGAUGAGUGUGAGAGGAACCCACUGCUGUGUCGAGGAGGCGCCUGUCUGAACACAGAGGGGAGUUACGAGUGUGAAUGUCCUCCCGGACACCAGCUGAGCCCCGACGGUUCCUCCUGCGAAGGUAGUCAUACAGUAUAUCACUGCACAGUGCAUAGUAUGCACACACACACACACACACACACACACACACACACCCUAUACAUCACCUGGAAUAUGAGAUCACUGUUUUGGCGUUUUUACAUCAUCCUCAAGUCAUCUAUGCAUAGUCACUUUAACUCUACCCACAUGUACAUAUUACCUCAAUUACCUCGACUAACCAGUGCCCCCGCACAUUGACUCUGUACCGGCACCCCUUGUAUAUAGCCUCCCUACUGUUAUUUUAUUUUACUGCUGCUCUUUAAUUAUGUUUGUAUUUUUAUUUUUUACUUAUCUAUUUUUUACCUAACACUUAUUUUUCUUAAAACUGCAUUGUUGGUUAAGGGCUUGUAAGUAAGCAUUUCACUGUAAGGUCUACACCGAUUGUAUUCGGCGCAUGUGGCAAAUAAAAUGUGAUUUGAUCUGGAAUAAAUUUUCCAGUUAACCAAACCGUAACCGCCAUAAAAGUCACUAAAGGUAUUCUCUCCUACAUUAUGUUGUCUACUGUGGUAGCUAAUUCCUUUGAUUUAAGCUGACUCUAACUGACGUCUUCUCUGUGUUUCCAGAUGUGAACGAGUGCCAGCUGAGUGACAACCUGUGUAAGAACGGCCACUGUGUCAACAUGGUGGGGAACUACCAGUGCUCCUGUGACACGGGCUACCAGGUUACACCAGACAGACAGGGCUGUGUGGGUGAGUGAUCAUUGUCAUCAUUUGUCUUGUGGAUGUUAGUACCAUACUUCAGUGUACGGAAAUACCUGCCAUACGUGUGGAACGUCUACAUACAACAGACUAUGGUUGUUGACCAUUUCUAAGCAUUUUGUCACAUCAGAAACUUUCCAGUGUCUAUACUCACCUGUAACCCGUCUGAUUGCAGAUAUUGAUGAGUGUACCAUCAUGAACGGAGGCUGUGACACACACUGUACCAACUCCGAGGGCAGCUACGAGUGCAGCUGUAGUGAGGGCUACGCGCUCAUGCCCGACCUCAGGACCUGCGCUGGUGCGUCACACAGUAACGCAGUACACAUACGUACUGGACAUGUACACAUAGUAUAGUGUAUAGACACACAUUGACACUUGUUCUCUCCCCUGUCCAGACAUUGAUGAGUGUGAGGACACCCCUGACAUCUGUGACGGAGGCCAGUGCACCAACAUCCCUGGAGAGUACCGCUGUCUCUGCUAUGAUGGAUUCAUGGCCUCCAUGGAUAUGAGGACCUGUAUUGGUGAGACAUACACCCUGUUCUCUUCUCCUGCUCACUUUCUCUCUCUCUCUCUCUCUCUCUCUCUCUCUCUCUCUCUCUCUCUCUCUCUCUCUCUCUCUCUCUCUCUCUCUCUCUCUCUCUCUCGCUCCCCCAGCCCUCUAAUUUUACCCUUACCUGUUAGACAUUCAUUUUACUCCUCUGUCCCCUCUCCAAGACCAGUUAACUCAUGUUCCUCUGUGUGUGUUCCUGUGUGUCCAGAUGUGAAUGAGUGUGAGCUGAACCCUAACAUCUGUCUGCACGGGGACUGUGAGAACACCAAGGGAUCCUUCAUCUGUCACUGUCAGCUGGGGUACUUUGUCAAGAAGGGCUCCACCGGCUGCACAGGUACAGUGUACACACACACACACACACACACACACAGAGAGACACCAUACAGACACACAGCACCAUGGGCUACACACACACACUGGUAGUAACAGUAAGGCCAUUUACUGUAAAACGCUAUCUUAGUUAUGAUGAUGUCAUAAAGCUUUGGUCAUUUUUAACUUCCAUGGAUAAUGCAAGGUCUAAACCAGAGUACAGACAGAAUGAGAGAGGCACUCACAUUUUAUGUCUUGUCCUAAAUUAAUCUCUCUGCUGUUUUUUUUCUUUCUAGAUAUUGAUGAGUGUGAGAUUGGAGCCCAUAACUGUGACAUGCAUGCUGCCUGCGUCAACGUCCCCGGAAGCUUCAAGUGUCGCUGUCGUGACGGCUGGGUGGGAGACGGCAUCAAGUGUGUGGGUGAGUAUACUAGUGCUGGGCUGGAACAAAAGCCUGUUAAAUUAAAAAUAUGUACUUUAGCAGACGCUUUUAUCCAAAGCGACUUACAGUCAUGCGUGCAUAUAUUUUUACGUAUGGAUGGUCCUGGGUAUUGAACCCACAAUCUUGGCGUUGCAAGCACCAUGCUCUACCAACUGAGCCAUACAUUCUUUAGCUCUCUAUGAACAGGAGUUGUGACAACUACAGUAGUUGAUCUCUACAGUACUUCUCAGAAUAGGUUAUUGAAUUGUUAUUACAUGGCUCCCUCAUCUAUGGACACUAAGUGAACUGAUUAUGUUUGACCCUCCUCUCUCCCUGUAGACCUGGAUGAGUGUUCCACUGAGGAGCACAACUGCAACCUCAACGCGGACUGUGUCAACACCCCCGGCUCCUACCGCUGUGCCUGCAAGGAGGGCUUCAACGGGGACGGCUUCUCCUGUUCAGAUAUGGAUGAGUGUGCUGACAACGUCAACUUGUGUGAGAACGGCCAGUGUCUGAACGCUCCGGGGGGCUACCGCUGCGAGUGUGAGAUGGGCUUCACCCCUACUGAGGACAGCAAGGCCUGCCAGGGUAAGAAUAACACAUACACACACACACACACACACACACAUACACCAUCGUUCUGCCCAUAGAUACUGACCAUAUCUUUCUCUCCCUCUCUGUAGAUAUCGACGAAUGUAACUUCCAGAACAUCUGUGUGUUUGGAACGUGUCAGAACCUACCGGGGAUGUUCCGGUGUGUGUGUGACGAUGGCUACGAGCUGGACCGCAGCGGAGGAAACUGCACUGGUGAGCAACACACACCCUCUACCACACAUCACUACCAAUCCAAUCUGGCAACCCUCAUAUUUCGCCAUCAAUUUUGACUUUCUAUUCCCCUCGUUGUACCACUCAAUCUGUCAUGUGCAGCCGCAGCAAGUCUGUGGCUUUAGCAAGGCUGUUUCUGCUUUCACCAGCCCUCUCACAGUCGAAGAGCAUAGCUUUCAUAGAGUGGAUGUGUGUUGUUAAAGCAUUUGUGUGUGGCUCUAUGUGUGUUAUUUAAUGUUGGUCAUAAAGUGUGUGUUUGUAUGUGUUCCAGACAUUAACGAGUGUGCGGACCCUGUGAACUGCAUCAACGGCUUGUGUGUGAACACACCAGGAAGCUACCUGUGUAACUGCCCUCCGGACUUCGAGCUCAAUCCUACUGGAGUGGGCUGUGUGGGUGAGUACUGGACACCUGGCAUCAGCGCAAUGCUAAUGUCUGGUAGCCAUGGAGAUGAAGACACCUCAGCCAAUGAAUGAGUGGCAGCAAGUGUUGAUGGGUGUGUAACAAUAAUGCCUUUCCCUCAUCUCAGACACACGAGUGGGCAACUGUUUCCUGGACACGUUGGCGCGUGGCGACGGUGGCAUCUCCUGCAGCGCUGAGAUUGGCGUGGGCGUCACCCGCGCCUCCUGCUGCUGCUCCCUGGGAGGAGCCUGGGGAAACCCCUGUGAACUCUGCCCACCCAUCAACUCCAGUAUGUACAAUAAAGCUUGGUCGAACCAAAUCAUGACAGACCUGUUCUUUUUGAAGAAGAACAAAACAUUUAGAUGAGCUAAUCUUGCCCAAUUUCACAUAUGUUUUUGAGGAAAAUGUGGUACUAGUUUGAUCUUUUGGGGUCUUUUUUUGUCUGUAGCGGAGUACAAGACACUGUGUCCCGGAGGAGAGGGCUUCAGACCUAACCCCAUCACUGUCAUCCUGGAAGGUAACACUAUUCGUCCUUAUCUUAUUUUUCCGUUGUAUGAUUUAGAGUGUCCCAACAAACUAAACCGGACUCUCUCUCCCACUACCCCACCAGACAUUGAUGAGUGCCAGGAGCUGCCAGGCCUGUGCCAGGGUGGUAACUGUGUCAACACCUUCGGCAGCUUCCAGUGCGAGUGCCCCGCAGGCUACUACCUCAACGAGGAGACACGCAUCUGCGAGGGUAAGAGGGUAAAGGUCACAGAGGGGUCAAAUGAGGUCAUUCUCCAGACUUUCCCAGUAUCCAUCUGAUUCACUUGAUCAUUGAUGACCGCCUAAAGCCCAAAAUGUAAUAAGAUAAUGAAAGGCAGUACUGUGUAUAACCAUGUGUAUUCUCUGUCCGUGUGUGUGUAGAUAUUGAUGAGUGCACAGCCCACAUUGGAAUCUGUGGUCCUGGUACCUGCUACAACACCUUGGGGAACUACACCUGCGUGUGUCCUCCUGAGUACAUGCAGGUCAACGGAGGAAACAACUGCAUGGGUGAGUCAGACCACACCGGGUGGUACACACACAUGCAUACAUACAUACAUACAUAUAUAUACAGUAUCAGUCAAAAGGUUUUUUAUAGAAUAAUAGUGAAGACAUCAAAACUAUGAAAUAACACAUAUGGAAUCAUGUAGUAACCAAAAAAGUGUUAAACAAAUCAAAAUGCAUUUUAGAUUUGAGAUUCUUCAAAGUAGUCACCCUUUGCCUUGAUGACAGCUUUGCACACUCUUGGCAUUCUCUCAACCAGCUUGUGUUUGUGAAUAAAUAUACAAACAGUGUAGUAAUGGUUUACAAAUGAUAAUGGAUUAUAAAGAGUUGUGUAUUUAUGGUGAGUCAUUCUCAACCCUGUCUCUGCUGACAUUACAGACAUGAGGAAGAGCGUGUGUUACCGCAACUUCAACGACACGUGUGAGAACGAGCUGUCUUUCAACAUGACCAAGAAGAUGUGCUGCUGUGCCUACAACGUGGGCAAGGCCUGGAACAAGCCCUGUGAAGCCUGCCCUACCCCUGCCACCUGUGAGUUGGAACAUAAGACACUCACACACACUAGCAUACACACACACACACUCCAUAGAGACACUCAUAGACACACACUACCUCCGACACUUUCAUGACAGCCUCUGAAUACUGUAUGUUCUUGGUGCAUAAUUUCACUCAGUUGUUUUAUCCUCUCCUCCACAGCGGAGUACCAGUUACUGUGUGGGAAUCAGGCUCCUGGGUUCAUCAUAGACAUCCACACGGGCAAGCCCAUCGGUAAGGUCAUCAUUAGGUCAAAGGUCAAAUAGGUCAUUCUGGCCUUCUGCCUGUUCAGAACAGAGACUGCUGAACUGCCAAAACAGAUAGAUACUAUAAUCAUUAUAUUAUUUUAUGGUAUAUGGUGCUAUUAUAGAAUAAUAAAUAAGAAAAAUGGAGUAGCUUUGUGAGUGAAUUACUUCUAACAGAGCAUGAUGUUGCUGUAUUGUUCUGUAGAUAUUGAUGAGUGUCGAGAGAUCCCGGGUAUAUGUGCCAACGGAGUGUGUAUCAACCAGAUAGGAAGCUUCCGCUGUGAAUGUCCCAUGGGCUUCAGCUACAACAAUAUACUGCUCAUCUGUGAAGGUAAGGCUCAGACACACACACAUUCUCACACACACACACACACACAAUCAUCACCAUUUAUCUUCUCAUAAAAAAAAUGAUAUACACAUGGGUACACACUCUGUGGCCCUCAAACCAAAUGUACCCGCACACAAAACACACACACACACACACAUCCACACACUCACCACUUAACAAUCAGUAAAGUUAAUGCUGCCCUCUCUCUCCCACAUGAAUUAUCCUUGCUUGUAAAGACAGACAGCAGAGUAUACUGGCCCUGUAGGAGCCUAGUGCCAAGUUCUGCCAGUCCAGGGGACUUAAAUCACCCUAGCCAGCCUGGCACUGUUCUGUUUGGCCCUCCUCAGCCUCUGCAUUACCUCACACUGGGCUUUUACUAGACAGUUAUGACCACUGUGACUAAUGAUCGCUGCCCGCUCUUGUUUUUCUUCCCUCCAGAUAUUGACGAGUGUAACAGCGGAGACAACCUGUGCCAACGCAACGCCAACUGUAUCAACAUCCCAGGGAGCUACCGCUGCGAGUGCUCACCAGGCUUCAAGCUGUCCCCCAGCGGAGCCUGCGUGGGUGAGUCCCAACUCUAUGCCCAGGGGCAGCAGGGAUUUACCAUCUCAGAACAAUGGGGAUGUACUACAGUGAGAUUCCCUGUUGAGAGAUAAUUGUUUUGAGAGUUAAAUGGUUUAUUAGUCAAUGGGAAAACACACUGAGAUGAUCAAUAUUAAUGUAUUUCAUCUCCCCUAUCUCCUAGUCUAUUAGUUAAUGCUGGAGCUGCCUUCUUGGCCAGAUCUCUAUUGGAAAAUACACUGAGUAUACCAAGCAUUAGGAACACCUUCCUAAUAUUGAGUUGCACCCCUUUUGCCCUCAGAACAACUUCAAUUCAUCGGACUCUACAAGGUGUCAAAAGCAUUCCAUAGGGAUGCUGGCCCAUGUUGACUCCAAUGCUUCCCACAGUUGUGUCAACUUGGCUGGAUGUCCUUUGGGUGGUGAACAAUUCUUGAUAUACACGGGAAACUGUUGAGUUCUUGACACAAACCGGUGCGACUGGCACCUACUACCAUACACAGUUCAAAGGCACUUCAAUCUUUUGUCUUGCCCAUUCACCCCCUGUAUGGCACACAUACACAAUCCAUGUCUCAAUUGUCUCAAGGCUUUAAAAUUAUUCUGUAACCCGUCUCCUCCCUUUCAUCUAUAUUAAUUUUUUAAGUGGAUUUAACAAGUGACAUCAAUAAGGGAUCAUAGCUUUCACCUGGUCAGUCUAUGUCAUGGAAGAGCAGGUGUCCUUAAUGUUUUGUAUACUCAGUGUAUAUUAUUGAUCUUGAUGGAACUUCCUAGUUAGAUAAUUUGUUACAAAUAAACUAAAAACUCUGCAUCUUCUCUCCCUGUGUGUGUAGACCGCAACGAGUGCCAGGAGAUCCCUAACGUGUGUAGCCACGGAGAGUGUAUCGACACCCAGGGCAGCUACCGCUGCCUCUGCCACAACGGCUUCAAGGCCACAGCCGACCAGACCAUGUGCAUGGGUAAGUAAACAGUCCCGGUAAACUCAAUAGACUUACCAUAGCAGACACGGUAGACAUUCUAUAGUUUGGUUUCAAUCAUCUCACCUCAGUCUCACCCCCUGGUCUCGCUCCGUCUCAGAUAUUGAUGAGUGUGACAGACAACCAUGUGGGAACGGAACCUGUAAGAACACAGUGGGCUCCUACAACUGUCUCUGCUUCCCUGGCUUCGAGCUCACGCACAACAAUGACUGCAUGGGUACGUAUGACAUCCCAAAGUAUAUCAACAUGGAAAAGAAUACUAUGAAGACAUUUAAGGAGUAAUUCUGUCUAAAUGUUAAAAGGGAUACUUUCGAGUAGCAUAUUUUGAAUAAUUAGAUCAUCUUAUUAACUCUCUCCACUUCCCUGUCCCCCUCCAGACAUUGAUGAGUGCAGUGCAUUGGUGGGUCAGGUGUGUAGGAACGGCCAGUGUAUCAACAGCUUGGGAUCCUUCCAGUGUCUCUGUCAGGAUGGCUACGAACUCACCCCCGACGGAAAGAACUGUGUCGGUAAGUAACGUCAACACCCUAGCAACUCUAGACCUGGGUCAAAUACAUUUGUCAAAUACUUUUAAAUAUUUUAUUAAUACUUGAUUUAGUUUGCCUGGUACAAUGGAACCAAUGGAAUGGUCCCAAAAGUGCAAACUCCAAGCUAAACCAAGUAUUUGAAAGUAUUUGAUGUAUGUCUUGGGGUGUAUAGUGUGUUUUCAUUGAGGCGUACUGUAUAAUCACACACUGUUCUUCCUCAGAUAUCAAUGAGUGUGUGAGUCUUCCUGGGACAUGCUCUCCUGGAACCUGUCAGAACCUGGACGGAUCCUUCCGCUGUAUCUGCCCACCUGGAUACGAGGUGCAGAACGACCAGUGUAUAGGUAGGAGUCUAACACACCAGGCACACACACACUCCAAUACUCGAUUAACUAUUGGAGGUGAAAGAGACCAUUAACUUUGACGCAAGUUCGUACACACACACACUGGAUAACUACCACAGAGAACAUUACUUCAUUACUUCUGUACAUUCAGAAUCCCACUUGCUCACACAGAUAGAGCCAACACACGCCCACACCUACACAUCAGAGUGUCAAUGACCUGCAGUGACCCUUUUAUCUGGCCCAAUACACACACACACACACACACUGUGUAACAGCCUUAUAGCCUUGUACGCUGAUGGGGUGACAUCCAUACCCCAUCUGGCCUUGGAGUUUGCAAUGAUGUAAUCCCCCCUCAUCCCUCUUUCCUUCUCUCCCUCUCUCUCUUUCUCUUCCAGAUAUCAACGAGUGUGAGGUGGAGCCCAAUAUCUGCCAGUUUGGCACGUGUACCAACACCCCAGGAAGCUUCCAGUGUAUCUGCCAGAAUGGCUUCGUCCUGUCUGACAAUGGGCGCCGCUGUUUGGGUGAGAGAGAGAGAACUGUACGUUACAGUAGUCACUAAAUGGCCAAGGUUCAGAUGUGUUAGAAAUCACAGCACUUCUGUCCUUUCUAGUAUGGCCAAAUAGUGAGAACCUUUUGAAUACUGUCUCAGACCCACUAGUGGUAGUCUAUUGUCUACUAUCCACCUGACUGUGUUUUUUCCAACCCCCUCUGUAUGACAGACACAAGAGAGAGCUUCUGUUUCACCCGCUUUGAGUCAGGCAAGUGUUCUGUGCCCAAAGCCUUCAACACCACCAAGGCCAAGUGCUGCUGCAGCAAGAUGCCAGGCGAGGGCUGGGGAGACCCCUGCGAGCUGUGCCCACGCGAGAGCGAGGGUGAGUCACACGUAUGACACGCACGUUCCACACACACACCUCACUGUCAGUACUUUUCCAUUCAUUGUAGUUAUAAUAAUGUAUUCCUUAACACAAGCCAGUUGAUGAGAGCUAAGCCUAGUGGAUCCUGUCCUGUCAGUGUGUGUAGAUUUAACUUCUUAACAUCUCCUUGUGUCUCCAGCGUCCUUUAAAAGCCUGUGUCCCUACGGCCAUGGAUCCACGCCUGGACUUGGGGACGCCCGUGAGGGUGAGUGAUAAGUGACACGGCUGGGCCACCCCCAGACAUACCGACCCCCUCAACUGAAUCAGCUCUUUUAUGACCCGAUGUCAAAAAUGUCAAUAAACUGUCCUUAUCUGUCUUUCUGUAGAUAUGAACGAGUGUCUGGACAACCCAGGCGUCUGUGUGAACGGUAUCUGUAUCAACACGGACGGAUCGUUCCGCUGCGAGUGUCCCUUCGGCUACAACCUGGACUACACCGGGGUCAACUGUGUUGGUGAGCUGACCCCUGACCCCUAUUGGUGUUGAUAAUGAUGAUGAUGACAUUUACUUUCCUUUAAGAUUACAUUCUUGUCAGAAGUCAACAUACCUGAGGACAAAUUCAUUUACAUGACCACCCUUCCCCCAUCUCCCCAUCUCCCCUCCUCCCUCCUCUCCCUCCCCAGACACUGAUGAGUGCUCUAUAGGAAACCCCUGUGGUAACGGGACCUGUACUAAUGUGGUGGGAGGCUUUGAGUGCUCCUGUCAUGAAGGCUUCGAACCUGGCUCCAUGAUGACCUGUGAAGGUAUGUAAAAUCAUACAAACACUCACCUUUGACCUUUCACCUACACCUGGAAAAUUACAAAUGCUUAUGAUGAUAUACCAUCAGAUUGUACAAUUAUUCUUGUAUGAUAGAAUGCUCAUGUACUCAUCUCUCUCUCUCUCUCUCUCUCUCUCUCUCUCUCUCUCUCUCAUUCUUGCUCACUCCCUCUGUCUCUCUCUCUCUUCAGAUAUCAACGAGUGUUCUCUAAACCCCCUGCUGUGUGCCUUCCGUUGUGUCAACACCUUUGGUUCCUACGAGUGUAUGUGUCCCUCGGGUUACGUGCUGCGAGACGACCACCGCAUGUGCAGAGGUGAAGGGACACACCAUAAUCUACCUCCACAGGAGCCUUUUCUCUCUAUCUCUUUCUCUCCCCUCUUUCUCCAUCUCUCUCUUUCUUGCUCAGGACUUUCUGUCUCUCCCUUUAUCAGCAGUCAUAUGUAAACCCCUGUGGGGUAGCUAUUAUACAGCUGUGUUAAAGUCAAGUUACUCUAUCAUCGUAAAUUCACCUGGCUGGUUUUAUAUGGUCAUGCUUUAGAGAUGGUAGUUUUACAGUGAACUUGUUUCAUGAACAUACUGUACGUUACGGUAUAAUAUUUUUUUGUAAUGUGUUUUUUGCCGCUUCUUAUUGUUAAAAUGGAUCAGUAGCCUAGACAUCAUUGUCUAUUUUUCUUUAAACAUUUCCUCUCCUCUCCUCCCCACUCUCGCUCGCUCUCUCUCUCCAUCUCUUUCUCUCUCCCUCCCUCCCUCUCGCACUCUCUCUCUCGCUCUCUCGCUCGCUCUCUCUCUCUCACCAGACCAGGAUGAGUGUUCUGAGGGUUUGGAUGACUGUGAGUCCAAAGGCAUGUCCUGUAAGAACCUGAUUGGCACCUUCAUGUGUAUCUGCCCCCUUGGCAUGCAGCGCAGACCUGACGGAGAUGGCUGCAUGGGUGAGUCACACACACACACUCUCUCAAUCACUAAUACACACACACACACACAGACACACACACAAAUAUACACACACUACAGGAGAGAAAUCACUUCUUGAAAGUGAUUCCAUUUUAUGUCACACUGUUCUAAACUCUCAUCUUCUCCUUCGCCCCCUACUCCUCUCCUCUUUCUUUCAUCCUCCUCCCCCUGGCAGACCUGAAUGAGUGUCGCGCGAAGCCUGGCAUCUGUAAGAACGGGCGCUGUGAGAACACAGUGGGAAGCUACCGCUGUGUGUGCAACGAGGGCUUCCAGUCCAGCUCCACUGGAACAGAGUGUAUCGGUGAGCAUGUCACGACAAAGGAUUCUGCAGAAGGGUGCACAAUCCAUCCAUGCAAUUUCAAUGCAACCACCAAAACAAAAGCAUAAAAGACUCUAUCACUCCUUUGACACACAUACUUGAUAUGCAGCUCCUGUAUAUUGCCGACUCAUCUCUCCCUCUCUCCCCCUGUCUUUCUCUCACUCCCUCCACCCCUACAGAUAACCGACAGGGCUUCUGUUUCACCGAGGUGCUCCAAACUAUGUGCCAGCAGGGCUCCACCAACAGGAACAGUGUCACCAAAUCUGAGUGCUGCUGCAACCUCGGGCGCGGCUGGGGACCCCAGUGUGAGCUCUGCCCGCUGCCUGGCACCGUGCAGUACAAGAGGAUGUGCCCACUGGGACCCGGGUACACCACUGACGGCAGAGGUUAGAUAGAGGAGAGGGUGUGAGAAAGGGGUUGAGGGAGGGUGAGAGUAAAUGGUAAAGGAAUGUGGAAGGAGAUGGGGAUGAGAGAGGGUUGAGGUGGUGUGUGUGUGUGUGUGUAUAUCUAACAUCCGUGCCUGCUGUUGUUGCAGACAUCAAUGAGUGCACGGUGAUGCCAGACCUGUGUAAGAACGGCCAGUGCAUCAACACCAUCGGAUCGUUCCGCUGCCACUGCAACGUGGGUUAUACCACCGACUUCACCGGCACCUCCUGCGUUGGUAUGACCCGUCUCUCUCUUUCUCUUACUGGGCCUUGGACCAAACCAUCCUGGCCCGGGGUAGAAAUUGCCCUCUUUCUGACCUUAUUACUCACCACUGUCUGUUGUGUUUUAGAUAUGGAUGAGUGUUCCGCGUCUCCCAAGCCCUGUAACUUCCUGUGUAAGAACACAGAGGGCAGCUACCUGUGCUCCUGCCCCAGAGGAUACACCAUGCAGCCUGACGGAAAGACCUGCAAAGGUGGGUGGACCCUGCUCCUGGUCAGAUGCCUUCAAUACCAGUCCAAUAAAUACUGAAACAUAUGAGUUCCCAUUUUCUCAUGAUCAUUCGAUCUUAAUUGUCUAAUAUGCUAACUGGUACUUUCACACAACUACAUACAGUAUACAUGCUUUUUUCACAGUUUAUUAACUAAUCCAUAUUUCUACCCCUCUACUACAGAUCUGGAUGAGUGUUCCACUAAGCAGCAUAACUGUCAGUUCCUGUGUGUCAACACCAUCGGAGGGUUCACCUGCAAGUGUCCUGCAGGCUUCACCCAGCACCAGACCGCCUGUAUCGGUGAGUGGCCAUGAACGAGAUACACUUUGUUUAGGACAAUUCUACCACCUUGAAAAGUUAAAGAACUCUGGUAGAAAACUGGUAGUUGAAUGGUUUUGAAUGAAAUCUCAUGAAUGUAUAUCUUCAUCUCUCUUAGACAACAAUGAGUGUAAUGGGCAGAGCAGUGUAUGUGGCUCCAGAGCCUCCUGUGUCAACACCCCCGGCAGCUUCAACUGUGACUGUGGGAAAGGCUUCUCUCUGGACACAACUGGCCUGGAGUGUGAAGGCAAGGACCCAACACACGCACGCAUACAGACACACACCACUCCCCCGUCAUAAGCGCACACACCUACACUUGCUAGUUUUUGCCCAAAAAUGCAUUUUGGAAUGUCUAACCUCCCAUGUCUGUGACUUCUCCGUCAGAUGUGGAUGAGUGUGGUAGUAACCAUCGCUGUCAGCACGGCUGUCAGAACAUGAUGGGAGGGUUCCGCUGUGGCUGUCCUCAGGGCUAUGUACAACACUACCAGUGGAACCAGUGUGUAGGUGAGUGGGACAGACACACACCAGUCACAAGACCAGUCACUUACUUAAACCCGUUUUCCUUCAAGUGGUUGCAUACAGCCACAAGAUACGUCACUGCCCAGUAUUGAGACAUAGGAGCUGUGCUCUAUUUGUGUCAUAUCCUCAAUGAAGAUUCAGGACCUAACUUACCAAGUAUCCGCAUCAAUGAGAAUGAAAUAUGAAAGAUGUAACAAAAUCUGAUACCAUGUGCACAAUGUGUUUUGGUUGGUCUUUUACUCAUUUUUGACCCCUCUGUGUGUCCCUCUCUCCUCCCUGUAGAUGAGAACGAGUGUUCGGGUGCGUCUGUGUGUGGCUCGGCCUCCUGCUACAACACCCUGGGUAGCUUUAAGUGUGUGUGUCCGUCCGGCUUUGACUUUGAGCAGGGAGGGAGCGGCUGCCAGGAUGUUAAUGAGUGUUCCAUGGGCAGUAACCCCUGCAGCUUCGGCUGCUCCAACACAGACGGAGGAUACCUGUGUGGCUGUCCUGGAGGAUACUACAGGGCUGGACAGGGGUGAGUGGAUGGGAGACUUAGCCUUACACUGACUGACUUAACCCAGGGUUUCCCAAAUGGUGUCAGGGGUAAGCGUGUCUGCUAAAUGACAAACAUUUUAAAAUGUACCCACUGAUGGGUUGUUGCUGAUUUCUUAUGGGUUAAUGGCUCUUGGUUACAAGCAUUGGUUUCACUUAUUGGGUCAAGAUGUGUAUUUUUUUUUUUUUUCAGAAAGACUUCAAAAGCUUUAGGUUGGUCACAGCACAAAAAUGUAUUUGAAACCACUGGGAACCACACCCUCAUACAACACAGCACUGUACCAACGGUCACACUUAUUUUCUCCACAAGAAAGAGUAUCUCGCUGUGUUAUAGUUAAGCAAUAAGGCCCGAGGUGGUGUGGUAUAUGGCCAAUAUACCACGGCUAAGGGCUGUUCUUAAGUACGACGCAACACAGAGUGUCUGGAUACAGCCCUUAGCCGUGGUAUAUUGGCCAUAUACCACAAACCCCUGAGGUGCCUUAUUGCUAUUAUAAACUGGUUACCAAUGUAAUUAGAACAGUGUAAAAAUGACUUUUUUGUCAUACCCGUGGCAUUCAGGGCUCGAACCACCCGGUUUAUAAAUGUGAGUUGUACUGUGAGUUCUAAAUGCGAGUACAAUGUCCUGACAUCUGUAUCUCUCUGUUGACUCCCCAGUCAUUGUAUAACGGGUCAGGGCUUCCAGGACCAGUAUAGCUCAGAGGGAGACGAUGAGGACAGUCUGUCUCCAGAGGCCUGCUACGAAUGUAAGAUCAACGGAGACGUCGGCAAGAAGGGCCGACACAGACGUCACGCUGCUGGGGACAACGACCUUAAGGUACUGUUGCUACUCUCUCUCCUCUUUCUUUCUCUGCACUUUUGUGGUCUCUCACUCAUUCUUAAAUCUACAGGUUAUAAACGUGUACUAGUUGUGUGUAUUUGUAUGUUUUUUUUUAUGUUGCUAUGUGCUGACCCUCUCCUCUCCAUCUCUCUAGGAGGUGAGCAUGGCCAGCGUGGACAUCCAGGAGUCCAUCCCCAUGAACCUGAGCCUGGCCUCACUGCACAACAAGGAGCCCCUGCUGGAGCUGCUGCCUGCCCUGGAACCCCUGGAGCACCACGUGCGCUAUGUCAUCACCCACGGCAACCAGGGCGAGCACUUCCGCCUGCUGGAGCGCCGCGACGGGAAGAGCGUGCUGAGGUUGGGCAGGAAGCCGCCUCCCCCCGGCUCCUACCGCCUGGAGAUCGCCAGCCUGCCCUUGUUCGGGCCGUGGCGCCUCCGACAGCUGGAGGAUGAACACGACAGCGACUAUCUGCUGGGAGAGAUAGGAGACGCCCUACGCAUCAAGCUGCACAUCCACCUGCACUGA
Coregonus sp. 'balchen' is the source of this 61952-nucleotide messenger RNA. NCBI's taxonomy places the organism in Eukaryota, Metazoa, Chordata, Actinopteri, Salmoniformes, Salmonidae. The record is from the annotation of a GenBank genome assembly.